This is a messenger RNA of Podarcis lilfordi (Lilford's wall lizard), 75027 nucleotides long. The record is from the annotation of a GenBank genome assembly. NCBI's taxonomy places the organism in Eukaryota, Metazoa, Chordata, Lepidosauria, Squamata, Lacertidae.
AUGACGGCUGCAAUAUGGAAGAGAAUUAAUGGGCUAGUGAGUACCGGGCAGGAGGGGGAGGGAGCUGAGCAGCCAACCACAAUCCCGGUGUUCUGGGUGGGGUGUGUGUGUAUGUGUGGCAUCUUAAGCUGCGCUUGUCACUCUCAUAACUACUCUUGAGAGCCUUUGGGGGAAAGCAGGGAGGUGCCUUGGGAGCCUCCAGCCUCUGUUCAUUGGGGGGAGAGCCCAGUUGUUGAAGAUGGUGAUGAUUACCCAGGCUUGAUGGAGAGACGGUCUUUGUGGUUCUGUUUCUCUUCCUCUCUCUCUUUAAUUGUUGUUUAAAUCAUGUUAACUCCUGUUGUUCGGCUGGAACUCUUUACCUUCCCAUAAGUGAUAUUUGAAGCUUUUACUUGAAAGCCCAGUAAAAACAGAGUCAUCUUUUUCUCCCUCUCUUGCGUUUAUUUUUUUGGAUCUGCUAUUAGGCAGGGCUGUUUGCGCUUGGAGGCAGGUUUUCUGCUGGGAAAGUCAUUUGUUUAAGCACGGUUAUGCAGCCCUUUGAGGAGUAGUGAACAUGUAUCCAACUUGGCUUUGUUUUCUUUCUUUUCCCGUUCAAGAAAACAUGCCAAUUUUACAGUGCUUUAUUCAGAACCUGAAAUUUGGAGUGUGACUUGCAAGUUUUGAAACACUAGUGAAUAUUCCCGUGGCAAAAGAGGGGUGUAAACAAGUGGACAGGGACCGUAGUGGUGUUUGGAGGGGUGGGGGCACACCUGCAUGUCAUAAAUGGUGGGGACAGGUAGCAAUGGGCACAGAAACUCUGCUUCUGAACAUUGCGGGGGUUUGGGGGCUGUUGUUGACACUCUUUGUUUUCAGGUAUCUCUGAACAUUGAGGACUACAAACUUGGUGCUUUUGUUUGUUUGCAAAAGCGUUAAAAUUGACAAUCAAUUGAAACUGGGGAUCUCAGGAGUCAAUACUCCUGGGCAGAAUUGUAGAAUACAGACUUGUUGGGUGAAAAACUUGAAUGAACCCUGGAAUCUUGUACACAGAUCUCUAAAUCAAGAAGCUGGAGCCGUCUAAUGUGUGUGUCUGGGCAGUCCUGCUAUUAAUGGUUCCUUUUAUACCUCAGCUAUUUUUAUUGAUGGCAUGUGCACUACAGCCCGGCCAGCAAAACAGAGGUGCCUGGGGUUUAUUUUGGUGUCAUUGAAUAAUCUUCAAACAUUUCAUCGCCCAUUUCCUCCUUGGCAUAGUAGAAAACUUUGACAAGUGGGGGGAGCAGAAGUACUCUUGUUUAAUUUUUUUUUUAAAAAAGAAUGUUCUGAGGUAUCUCUGGACCACUGGUGAUUCCUGAAAUGGCUCCAUUAGCUGGCAGGAGGUCUUGUUAGAAAGCUCCCAGCUUGCUUGAUUUCUUUUUUAAAUUGUGUUCCUAGUCCUCAGGGUUUCAAGCACAUAUUUGUCUCAGAAUGCCAAAAGGUCACAAAUAUGGAACCAAAUGCAAAGGAAGCCCAAAUUGCUACAUUUUUAAAAUGAACACCUUUUAAUUUACAAAACCGGUGUUGUUUGUCUUCAACAUUACUGAGAAGUAUGCCAGAAUUCCCUGUUUAGAGAUGGGAACUGAGGCUGUGACUUGAGCGUAUGUUUCCACGCGUAAGGUCCCCAGGAGCAGUCUCUAGAUACAGCUGGGAAACACUCCUUGCCUGAAAACCUGGAGGGCUGCUGCCAGUUAGUGUAGACAAUACUGAGCUAGACAGACCAGUGGCCUGACUCUGUAUAAGGCAGCUUUCUUGGUCCAACUCAUUGGUUGCACCACACACUCUUGUUCAUGGAUGUUUUGGCACUUGGGAUUUCUGAUUCUCUGACAAGGUUUUUUAAAAAAAUUAUUUAAGAGCUCAAAUUCUUCCACAUUUUAGUGCACAUCUUUAAGAAGAGAAUUUAUUCAGAGGGCUCGAACAAUUUGCUCAUGUUAGAAAUCUGAAUUGUAAAUUCAGAUGCUCUUAAAUAUUAGUGGGAUCCCUGUCUUACCUUGUACGUGAGUGGCGAAUACAGCACAACUCAUUGGCCUGUGUAUCAUAAGCAAAUUACCUUUUUAUGUCUGGCUACCUGGUUGUUACUUUCGUUUCAGCGUUUAAGCCUUUGAUUCAGGAACUCUUCAUGACUUCCUGUCUGGUGUAUGCUUUUCUGCAUUAAAAACAAACAAACUUCGAAGUGUCACAAGGUCCCAGAAACUGCAUGCUAUCUGCCCAGAAAGUUUGGAAAUACUCCUCAGGUACUUAUUUACGUUCCUUUAUCAUUUGCUAUAGGGAACAACAUAUCCCAUUGGCUCAGUGAUGGAACAUGUUUGCAGUGUUAGAAACUGAGAUAUGAAAGCUAGGAGCUAAAUAGCACCUUAGACCUAGGUUAUGGGCGCUACAAUGGAAUGUCUAGGAACACUUUUUUCCUUCCACUCUGCAGUUUUAAUCUGAUAUCUUAGGCACAGUACUGUGCCCAGAGCUCAGAAACUGCGUGCGCUAAUGAAAUUCCCUGUCGCAAAAUGCACUUAGAACAAUGGGAAUUUCAAACACGGCAUGUUUGUCACAUGCAAAAGAUCCCAGUCCAAUCUCCAGCAUCUUUGGUAAGACUGGGAAAUGGCUCUUGCCUUGAACCCUGGAGAGUCACUGCCAGUCAUUGUAAACUAGGCAGUGCUGAGCUAGAUGGACCAAUGAACUCUCUGUAAGGUACUUUCCUAUGUUCCAGGUCAUAUUUUGAUACUGAUCUUGGAUGUGUUAUAGCCGUGUACUGCUGUUUGCCAUCCUCAUGUUAAAUGUGGUUGAAAGUGGCAGUAUUCAUAUGAACAUAAGAAGAGCCUGCUCAAAUAUGGCCAGUGGCCCAUCUGGUCCAGUAUCCUGUUCCCACAGUGGCCAACCAGAUGCCUAUGGGAAACCCGCAAACAGGAUCCGAGCAUGAAAGCACUCUCCUCUCCUGCUGUUUCCAGCAACUGCCUCCAACCAUGGAAGCAGAGCAUAGUCAUCAUGGCUAGUAGCCAUCAGUAGCCUUCUGCAUAAUACUGUGCAUCCUCAGUGAGAAAAUCAGGAAUAGAUGGUCAACUCCUUUGAAAGACAGCAUGUCCACCAUUGCAGGAGUCCAGCAGCAGUGGCUGCGUUCUCAUGUAACCAUGGCUUGGUGGCGCUACAUGGAUGAGCUCAAGCAAAGCAUUGGGCUUGUGUGUUGCCUCCUUCAGGAGGAGGAUUUCUGCUGAGUUUUGUUUUUCUUUUUAUUGGUGUCAUGUAAAGACUAUUGAUGUCAUGUUUGGUUCCAAGGUUUAAAGCAGAGGUCAGCAAGGUUUAUCUUACCUGGGCCGGUUCGGUCCCACGGAGAUCCCUCCUUUGUUGGAUCGCUUCCGCCCGCAAUUUUCGGCGUCUGUGCAGAUGUGAUUUUUAGCAUCUGCACAUGUGAAGACGUGAUUUUCAGUGCUGCAUAAGCGAGUCCCCGCGCUGCGCCUGUUUAGCACAGCGUGAGAGCUGGCAGCUGAGUUCAGAGGUGGCUCAUGGGCCGGUCAAACGACCUCCGCGGACUUCUGACCCAUGUGCCCUAGGUUGCUGACCCCUGGUUUAAAGCAAACACCAGUAAGCUUUUUUUCUAUAACAAGCCAACUUCAAACCAUGGGUUAUGAAGCUGGUUUGGGUUUUAAAUUCCUGGUACAAAGAUAAGGCCAAGCUUGAGGUUCUUUAAAAACUGAAAGGAAACUCAGCAGAAGUCUUCCAGCCAUCUGAGAGGAGGCAAGGAGUACUCUGGGGCUAUGCAUUGCUUGUGUUAGUUGAGUCUCAUCUACAUAACCCUAAACCUUGGUCUAGGGUUGCGUGCAAACCUGGGUUGUAUAGGAGCUGGGUGUUCAGUCAAGGAUUGUACAAGGAGGCCCCACAUGAAGGGAGUGGAAUGCCAUAGAGCAUGCCCCAGAAUCUUCUGCUGCUCUGUGCAGAGGUGUGUGUUUCCAGAUUGCCUGGUGCAGAAAAGGUAAGAAUUUCUUGAAAACUGGUGGAAUAGAGCUGUUCUCUCUCACGAAUGCUUCACAUCAGCUGCUGUGACGCUGUCAUGCUUGACCGAGAAGGAAGGAGCCCAUCUGUAUACCCUUGAGGGCAUAGGAGUGGUGUGUUUGCGUGAGAGUUAAACUGAAGUUUGAUCUGCCCAUGCUCAUCGCCCGUAUAAGGUUGGGGGGGCUGGACAUUUUUUUCCUCCUGGCAGCCUUCCAGGGAGCAGUUUGAAAUGGAGUUGAAGAGGACAAUAUGGCUGAGCCUAGAAGGAAGGACGUGUGUGACCAUUUGGGAUGGAAAGGACAGUUGAUGGCACAUAGGGUGAAGUGGAAAUGGUAGCUGUGAGAGAGGGGAAGCAAUGAGCUGUGCAGACUACUGAAGGCAGAGACCAGGGUUGGAAGCUUUCCAGGCUCAUGGUUGCCUGGGCAUCUAAAAGAAAUUGUUGCUGGCACUUAAAAAUUUGAAAUAUUCAUGUGGGGCUGACGAUGUUUUCUCCAUAACCACAAGUGCCAGGGAUGUCCUCCUUAAAAGAGAGUCGAAUGGCAUUAGCUUUUAUUUUAUUUUUAGUGGAGAAAUCAUGAGUGGGUUAAUUCUGAAGCCUCUUGAGUUCUCUCUAUUGCUUGGCUAGCAUUCUUUACUCCCGACCACAUUAUCUCCAGUGACAUGUUUUGCUUCUCAACAACUUUUGCUGCUGCUGUUAGUAGGGACUCGAAGGUCACAGGCUCAUGCGGCAGUGUCAUAUUCUGUGAUGACCAUGAUGUGGUGGUGAAAAUAUGGGUAUUUCAUAUAAGAUGGAGUUUAAGGAAGGGUCAUGGCUCAUUUUACAUCACCUACCCAGAUCCCUCCCAAGUGAGGUUUUUUUGGCACCCCUUUGCCUUGUAAACAAGUUGCCCCAGAGCAUGCUCACUCUGGCUCAUGAGUGGCUCUUAUCUUUAAGUAGAGUACUGGUGUCAGACUUUGAGAUACUGCAAAUCUUUUGGCCAGUUAAAGGCGUCCUAGCGGAAGGCUGGAGAUUGUUGCCGAAAUGUGACUGAAUAGCACAGAUGACUUUGGGGCUGUGAUCAGUGUAGAUGAGAGGCCUUAUCUGCUGAAGUUAGUGAAUGCAUAUUUGAUAUAACUUUUAAUAAUAUGUGUAUGUGUGUUGCUGUAGUGGGUUGUGUGUGAAUACCUUUUUUAAAAAAGCAUCACAUACCUGAUGAAACCUGUUUCUCAUCCCAUUGGUGGGACUGAGAGCUAGCAGCUUCCCAAGCUGCCUAAUUUAUUUAUGUCAGAGGAUGGAUUUGAACACAGGAUGCUCUGGCUUAGAUUCUUAGAUGCUGCCCUGUGCUGGUAACAAAAAGCAGUGCUACCAGUUGAAAACCUCAGUGGUACACAGCCUGUCUCAUUUCCUUGUGUCUCGUUGGUACUAAUUACUGUGCAGGCACCUUCUAGCAGAGCACCUUGUUGCUCCUGUUCUGUGCAGCAUGGAAAAGCACUUGUCGUGUGUCCCAGAUACCAUGGUGUGUGUGUUUGUGUCCAUGUCCGGAUGGCAGAUGGGGCAGUUGUGGUUCCAUGCCUUGGAGCGUUGAUGGGGAAUAAUGAGGCUGCUUUUCCUGAGAGCUAUAAACAACUGGAAGCCACUGAAUCUAUUCUCUGGCACACCCUGCUGCGUGACUCUCUUUUUUGGACUUGGAUUUAUUUUUUAUUUUUAUUUUUUUGGCCUGCUUCCUAAUUGUGCUUGGCUCUGUGGAGAGUCCCUGGAAUUGCAGCAUAAACCCUGCUUGGCUUGGCUUCGCAGUGAGAUGGUGAGCAGAGAUACUUUUGGAGCAUCCCAAGGUAUGUGGUGUCUGCAGUGCACCAAAUAUGUUUCUGUCUGCAAGAUGCAUUUGCAUUAUCAUGAAACUGCUAGGAGGCACAGCUGGGUAAGGCUGGGCAUGUGCUCCAAGGUUAGCUCAGACUUAAUGAAACUGUGGUCCAUCUAGUCUAGCAUUGUCUCCUUUGACUGGCAGCAGCUGUACAACAUAUCAGGUGGGGGGUCUUCUUCGUUACCUGCUACCCGACCCAUUUCAGUGGAAUUGCUAGAGAGUGACCCUGUGUCCAUACAUGCUAGAAGUCAUGUGCCACUGAGCCAUGGUGUUAUGGAAGUUACUAGGAGUUUCCAAGAGCAACUAUUUUAGGGUUCUAUCCUUUGUUCUGGUACUCAAGAGCUGAAGGUGCUAAAAACCCAGAGUUUAGUAGGCAGAUGAUGCCUGCCUUAAGAGACAGAGAGACUCUGACUCCUAACAGUUUUGUAACUGCAAUUGUACUUCAAGUCUCUUCCUGGAGAAUUCCACCAUCCAUUUUUAAAGAUGCACGUUAAUCAUUGUCAUUGCAACAGAGAAGGUGAAAUCAGCCGUUUGAGAGGAACUGGAAAGAGCUGCUUUUUGGGUAUCAUGAGGGCGGUUGCCCUUCACAGACAGUCAUUGCUCCCCAUUGAUUUCAGGGCCCAGUUCUUCUGCCAGUACUCUUUCCUUCUAAGUACACUGUUGAGCACUUAGAGAGAACAGCUUAAGCCAGCUUUGGAGUGAUAGUCUCACUUGAGCUGUCUUCUGUCUAACCAGCUGAAUUUGAUUUUCAUCAGGUCAAUUAGUACAAUUUCAUUGUUGAUCUCAAUAUUGUCUCACUGGUAAUCAUUUGGAACCUAGAUUAUUGGAUUGCUGGGUUCCUUUCUGGGCUACAAGGGUGUCUGCUUGAAUUUCACUGUGUGUCUGCCUUGCUUUCAUGCUGUUUGGUUGUUCUAUUCUGCAACAUUUAAUUUUUAGCUCAAUAGCGUCUCCUUGAUUGUCCCACAUUCAAACAACAAGGGCACAUUGAGAGGCAAAGUUGGUGGGCCACAGCUAUGACUGUAGAACCUUCUCCUUCUACAAGCCUGCCUAUAAAUACUUUCCAGAACAGCUAUGCAGCUUUCUUAUUUGGGCUGGCAUUAAACAGUCAGCAGUAAGCAGGUAUGGACUAAGUUUAAUGAGGUGGUCUGUAUAGUCUGGCUCUUUUUAUUACUGUUGUAACUUGCCCCAGCCCUUGGGAAAUUGUAAGAUGGAAUUUGGGACAGAAUAAAUAAACAUUUACAAGCAAAUUCUGUUUAGGACAGGAGUGGGAAACCUGUGGCCCUUCAGAUGUUUCUAGACUUAAGCUCCCGUCCGUCCCAGACAGCCAACUGUCGGGGAUGAUGGGACUUGUAGUCCAGCAAGAUCUGGAAGGCCACAGGUUCCCUGUCCCUGCUUUACAGGCACAAACGACUGACACACAUGUAUGGACAAGCACUCUACUGAAAAUGUGUGGACUAAUCACUUUUGCAGACCUGUUUGCAAGGCUAGUUACUUUUAGCAGCCCACAGCAUCCAUGGAGGUGCCAGAAAGAGAGAGAAAGUCAGAUUUGCUGCUGUCUCUGUUUGCUGCGAUCCAAGGAAGAACUGCAGAGCUGGCAAGCAGCCUGGUGUGCAGUUAAUCUUGUGGCGCAUACGAAGUUGUCCAUGUCUCCCCCACCCCCCUCUUUCUUCUCAGUUAAUUUCUACAGUACUGGGGUCUUGCCAGCUUAAACGUAGAACCACUUAACCACAGAAAUAACAGUGUGCACAGCUAUAAAUAUGAUGGCUUGAACUGGUGCCUAGUUGGGCUCCCCCCUGCCCCCAGCUUAGAAGCAUUCAUUCCUUUUGGCCUUGUGUGAAAACACCAGAGGUCUCUAGGCCUGUACCCAAACAAAGGGGUUGAGCCGUACGGGCAUAUUGCCAGGCUACUGGUGAUGGGGGAAUAAAGUCACAACGCCAACAGUUUUUGGGUCAAAAAAAGGGCAGCAGGAGUGUCCUGAAGGACAGCAAAGCCUGGGAACAACUUACCCAAAAAUAUCAGGAGCCAUCUGUAAAAUUCCAACCAGAAUGCUUUCAGGCAUUUGUUAUAUAGCACACAUCAAAUCCUCAGAGCACUUAAUAUGUUUCUCAGUGAUCCUUUCAGCACUAGAGCAGUUUUAAUAUUUGGGGUGGGCCUUAGCUCUGUGGUAGACUUUACCUGCUUUAAACAUGGGACAUUUGGCACACAGGUUCUCAUACUUUUGGUAGGAUUGGGGGCCAGUUUAUGCAGAUAGAAUGAGCAACCAGUGAUCUAACUUGAUUUAAUAAAGCUUCUCAUGCACCAGUAUAUUGCAUAUAUACCAUAUGUAAUACAGUUGGAGGGCUGAGGCUGAGACCAUAGUUUUGAACAUAAUAACAAAUUAUGGUUUGGUGAUAUGAGAAUGAACCUGAAAAGAGCCUCAGGCUCUCACCCUCCCUUCUCCCUUUGCCUGCUCUCAUUCAUUUUUGCUUAAUCUUCAAACCACAAUUUGCUGUUGUGUUCAAACUGAUAAACUCUGGUUUGUGCUUGUGUUGCAAACCAGGGUUUGAAUCCUGACCUUCAGGGCAAACGCAAGCUGUAGUUUGCUGGUUUGGCUAUAACAGCAUACUCUGACGUAGCUGUAACUGGGAAGGAACUGUUUAAGCAAUCCUGAGGCUCCUCCCAGGCUUGUUUUCAUAGUAGCACCAAACUGGUUUGGCAUUACCUCUAAAUUGAGCCAAUGAUUCUGUGGACAAGUGAGGUUUUCACACAGGGACUUCCUGCCCCUUGCUCUAAACUGCAACACAGUUUCUCAGGUGUGUGUGUGUGUUUGUGUUUGUUUGUUUUAGGAAACUCCCAGCUUGGAUGUCCUGGUGUUGCUUUUGAGUUCAGUUAUAGGCUUGAAUCUUCCCAUGUUGAUGUGGAGAUGCUACUGCCUUUGAAGCUCUCUCUGGGGGGGGGGGUAAUUGUGCACAAAGGAGUGGAAGAGGGCUUUGCACAAAUAGGGAGUUGCCACUCUGGUGGGGAGUGGUGGGGAGGAUAUCUUUGCUGCUUAUCCUCUGGCAGCAGAGCCCUGGGCGAGGAGGUACUGAUUAUGCAGGGUGAGUCAACAGAGAUUCCAGACAGUUGUCUCUGCUUAACCUGCCCUCCCUGAGGUAACCUGUCCUUAUGAAUUCUGUAUCCUGCAGCCAGAUUUCACUCAGAGGUGUUAUAUUUUUAUUUUAGAGGUUCCCUUCCCGUCCCCUCUAGGAACUGACUAGCCUAAGAGUGGAUGCCAUCUUCAAAACAUAUGCAAAAAAAAAUAAAUCCUCACGUGUGCGUGCGCAUAUGUGUGUGGAUUGGGGGGGUGUUGCCUGUUUUCGAACUACAACCUGUUCUCAGAAAAGUAGGUGCAAGUUAGCUGAAGGGGGAUCAAGCUCUUUAUUCGGCUGUGGUAGUUAGUACAGCAGAGUGCUUAAAUGGUGUUUAAUCCACAUUACCUGGCCUUGAAUAUGUUCCAUGGUUGGGACAUAGAAAAUGAAUGGGUGGAGAUCAGGGAGUUGGAGCUGUAUGACUCCGGAGAGGGUCCUAGAGAACUGGGGGAGAAGAGCUGGGACCCCAUAAAGUGUUCCGCCCGGGGAAGCCUCCAGUGGGCUGGAAGGGGAAGAGUUGGAUCCUGGGGAGGGACCGAACACACUGUUAGAAGAGUGUUCUGCCCACAAGACUCUGGAUAUCCCAAGUCUAAUGCCUCCUACAAAGGAGCCGCCUCCAGCCAUUGAGGACAUCCUCCUUUCUGGGAACGCAUCUGAGAGUCUAAUGCCAAGCUGGCUCUCUCUCUGCCCCCAUCUUCAAGGACUGGCAGUGUCAUUGCAAACAAGCUUUGCAAAGCCAGCCUACUGGAAGGAGAGCCUGUUUGAUUCCUGCGUUGCAGGUGGUUGGACUAGAUGACCCUUGUGGUCCCUUCCAACUUUACAAUUCUAUGAUUGCCUAGUGCCAAGACUUAUAUUUGCUUGUUAGAGAAAUGUUUUGACUUGUGCUUAGUCAAGUAUUCCAGUCUCUGAUUUACCUGCUGAACUCAUGCUUUGUAACCUUACUUCAGUUCAUUACUCUGUCCUUAGCAGGAAUAGUGUCAAGAGAUAUCAUUCUUUGCCCUGCCAUGAGAGUCUGGGCAUUUGCUUUAUUUGGAGCAUUAAAAAACCCCCACAAAUGUAUCCCUCCUCUCAUUUAUCCAAAGUGAAUGUGAAGUGGCUUAAAAUUCAUAGUGACAUGAUAAAUAACAGUAAUACAACAGCAAUGGCACUAGAACGGAUAACCUUCUUUUCAGUAGAAACCAAAAAACAUGGCUACAGUCUCAGGAACAGCAACCAGCAGCAAUUGAAUUCUUGGUAAGAAAAGAGAGCUUGCUACAUGCUCUUUUUGCAUGAGAGGGGUUGUUUGGCCAAACUUCUUCUGUAAGAGAGGCCAAUGUCAGGACUUGGAUCAGUUGGUGCGACUACUGAGAAGGUCCCACACAGGUGAGUGCCUGCUGACCUUUAUUUGGUAAUGACACCUUGGGUGUGGGAUGGAGCACACAGAGGGACACACCCAGAACAAGGUUAUCCUUAAGCUCCAGCUUAGUGGUAGAGCAUCUGUUUUGCAUAUAGAAGGUCUCAGGUUCAAUUCCCAGUGGCAAAUCUAGGUAGGGCUGGGAAAGACUGCUGGUAUAAGGAACCUUCCUAUGGCCAUAGCCGUGGGUUUUGCAGAGGAAUUUGCAAGUAUGGGAGGUGGGCAGCCAGGGAAUAUGGGCAACAGCAAUUCAAAGAGCAGAAUUUCUUUUGUGGUUCUGAUUAACACCAUGCUGAUUUUUUUUUUAAUUUAAAUCAGGCUGUUUCUUUAUUGUUUCGUUGGUGGCAUUAUAGACUUUAUUUCAAUGUAUGUGGUGGUGGUUCAGUGUGUAGGCCGCUUCCGGCAUGGAUAUAUGUGGUGCAGAAUGCAGCAUAUUAAUAAAAUAAAAAGAGCAAGGUGGUGAUUUGGAUUGUGUUCCCUGGCCUUGACUCUUGCUUGGACCUAUUAAUGAAAGAAGAGCAGCACGUUCAGGGAGGUGAAGGGAGAGGGAGGAAUUCCCUUUCUUCUAAAGCAGGCAUAGGCAAACUCUGUCCUCCAGCUGUUUUGGGACUACAACUCCCACCAUCCCUAGCUAACAGGACCAGUGGUCAGGGAUGAUGGGAACUGUAGUCUCAAAAACAUAUGGAGGGCCGAGUUUGCCUAUGCCUGUUCUAAAGGCAGCAAAGCUGGAUAGAAUCAAACUGCUCUCAGAAGCAACCUUCCUGCUUCCCACCAAAUCAGUCUUCUUGUCAUCUGUGUUGCUGAUGUGCUGACUUCCCCCCUCUCCACCCCUCACCGCCUCCUGUCUCUCUUCCUCAUCAGGAGUGUAUCCCUCUGGGCUUCACGUGAGCCAUGUGGAUGAAGGAGAAGUGCUCCACUCACUCUGUGGGUGCUACAAAGAAUUGCUGCUUAAUGUGGGGGGGGGGGAAUCCCAGUGGGAGGGAAAAUGGAGCUUACCAGAGGAAGCUUAUAGCUAACCACAGAAGUGGAAGGUUGUUUUGGAGGGGAUGGGGGUGGAGAUAAUAGAGAGGGAGAACAUAUGCCAAAUGCUAGGAUGAGUGCCGAAUAAAAGUUCAUAUUCUUAGCUGCCUAUUUUUAGCUUUUCUUGUCAGAUGCAGAUGGGGGCAGUUUGCGUCAAUUUUUCCAGUACGGAAGGACCUCCAUUUUCUGGACUUGGAUUUACCUGCUUUUGGUCACAUUAAGUUUAUUCAUUUCUCUUCCUCCAGCCAUUUAAGGGAGGAGGUCGGAUUUCAUUUUGUUUUAUUCCUUGCAUUUUUUAUCCUGCCUUUCUCUCCAAGGUGUUAAUGGUGGCAUAAAUGGCCUUCCUUUUAUCCUCCCAACAGCUCUAUGAAGGAGGUUAAGUGUUUUUGCCCCACCUCUGCAAAUAUUCUCAUCAGAUCAUUUUUGCCUGUCUUGUAGGUUGUGCCUCUUGUCAUUCAAGAGUUUAUGGAUUUGCUUCCAUUUUGGAGAGAUGCAUAUGUUAGCACAGCCUUCUCCACCUCAGUGCCCUUCAGAUUAUUUUAGACUAUGAUUUCCACCAUCCUUUUAAAUAUGUAAACUGCCCUGAGAUGUAUGGAUGAAGGGCGGUAUACAGAUUUUAACAACAACAACAAUCCCUGAACAUUGGCUAUGCUGGCUUCAGGUGAUGGGCUAUCCAAAAUAUCUGGAGGGCACCUGGUUGGGAAAGGUUAAAUUAGUGUUUCUUGGAUACUAUUUACAUGAAAAUAUUCCAAUAUUAAGCAUACGAUUUGGAGAACUUUUCCUGGGUCACCUUUUGUUGAACUGACACAAGCUCACUUUGAUAAUCUUUACCCAUCACCAUCUGACUUAGCUGUGAAGGUGAGGUUUGCUUAUGAUAAAGCUUCCUUCCACUCCCACAGUGAGUGUCUUUGCUUGCCUGCUUUCCUAUUUAAAACAGUAAUUGGGGGCCAUGGACAAAAAGGCAGGCAAAAUAAUGCACAUUUUAGCCAUGUUGCUCCUUUUCCUUAUCGGAAAACAUCUCAAAUACACAAGACAUCACAACUAGCUUAGGGAAACUAAUGUGUGACUUGGGGGCAUUACUCAUCAAAUCUGCUACAGUAGAUGACAAAAAAGGGAUCUUUUCAGUUGACUGGUAUGCAGGAGCCUUUCCUGGGAAUAUUUUAGUGCUUUGGUAAUGCCCAUUGAAGGUGGUGAGCAGAAGGAAGCCUUCAGCUUUGUCUCUCCAAUCCUAAAGUGGCUUUGUUUUUUCUGGGUGGUCACUGCGCUCACCUUUCUAGAAUAGCCUUCCACAAGAACAUGCUCACUUAUUUAGGUUGAGAGAGUUGGCAUCUGGAUGGUAGGCUUAGGUAUACUUUCAAAUCUCAGGGCUGUUCUGUGCCUCAACUGGGGCACAGGUUACCCACAUGCAGCACAGGCUUCAGAGACCAGUACCAUCCCAGCCUGCGUCUCCCAUGCCAUGCUAAUACUUGCUCCCUGGCUCAUACAGUGGUACCUCGGGUUAAGCACUUAAUUCAUUCCGGAGGUCCAUUCUUAACCUGAAACUGUUCUUAACCUGAAGCACUACUUUAGCUAAUGGGGCCGCCGCGGCGCCGCUGGAGCACGAUUUCUGUUCUCAUCCUGAAGCAAAGUUCUUAACCCGAGGUACUAUUUCUGGGUUAGCGGAGUCUGUAACCUGAAGCAUAUGUAACCUGAAGCGUAUGUAACCCGAGUUACCACUGUAUAAGAGAAAUCGCCCAUGUGAACUGAGAAUGCAAGACAAGCCCACUGUAAUGUGGGUGUCCAAGCUGUGGAAUCUUCUGCUGUGUGGGAGAUUCUGUCAGCCACUGCUCUCUAUGGCCAUAGCCACCAAUGAAAACUAAUUUAUUUGGACACAUUGUUGCAUUGGGUGUUCUUUCUGUUUAUGGUUGUUGCUGCUGUUUUAUUUUCAUGAUGGCCGUUUUUUGUUUGAUUAUGCUUUGCUCAUCUUGAGGGAUCCUGUUUUAGGACUGAAAGGUGGGACAUAGUUGAAUAAAAGUACACCAAGGCUCUGGGCCCAUGAAGGCUGAAUGUGUAUAACACUUGGCUUCCUGGGACACCUGAACCCGGGAUCCUGGUUAGUUAAGCCAAAAUUCAUAAGCCAGCAAGAAACCACAGUUUAAGGCUGUCUAGCAAUCCUGGCAACAAACCAGGAUCCUGGAUUCAGAUGUCAUGGGAAGCCAAGCUUAAUUGUGACCUCUUGCUUUGAUUUGGUGAAAAGCGGUGGCUCAGUGGUAUAACAUCUGCUUUGGAUACAGAAGGUCCCAGGUUCAGUUUGCAGUGGCAUCUCUCAGUUGGGCUGGGAAUGCUCCCUGUCUGAAAUCCUUGAGAGUCAUUGCCGGCCAGUGUAGACAAUACCGAGCUAGAUGGACCAUGACUCAGUAUAAGGCAGCUUCUUGUGUUCCCACUCGUGCUAGGGGAGGAGUGAAGCAGGAACAGAAGAGCAUUGUGCAUCAGUGCACUGCUUGUCCACAACAAACAUUGAUCAGCCAGCAUCCCGGGCUUGUUGUGAUAUGUUAACCCAGCCAUUGUCUCAUGUCGUACUUGGCCAGUGGGGGACAUACUUCUUUGAACAGGUCUUGUCUUCUCUCCCCCGCUCUCCAUUUUUAAAAAAUUAAAUGAUGUAUAUAUUGAUUUAUUUUAUUUGAAAGAAAAAAGUACAUACCAAAAAAAUCUCACGCAGCAGAGAAGCAGCAGAUAAAAUACAAGUGUGUACACAAAGCAUCACAGCAUCUUAUUCCUGCUCUAAUAUCACUGAUAUGCUGUCAUACCACCAUGAAUGCAAUAUAACUUUAGACCUGAUUUUAACUUUUAGCUGUUUUGUUAGUAACAACAAAAAAAUCAUAUCAAUUACUGUCACAUUCUCAACCAGUUUCACUUUAUCCUCUGUACUUCAUAGUAAAUACGUGAAUUUCAAAUAAGUUAAGCUCUCAUUGUUGAAUUGGUAGAGCCUUAGCUUCCUUUAAGUGUUGAGCAAUUAAGAUUCUAGCCGCAGCAAGAAAAUAACUUAUAUUUGGGUUCCCAUUGGUAAAAUGGAAAACAUAAUUUUCUUCUUUAAAGCAUUGUCAGAAAGAUAGAAUAAGCAAGGAGAUGUGUUUUCGCUUAGGAAAGAAGGUGAAUUGUGAAAGGAAACUGUACCAGUGGUUCUUAGUGCUCUCUGGUGAUCAUUAUGUUGUCAAAGGGGUGGGAUUCCUGCAUGAUUUUUCCUUUGCAAUUAGAAUGAGCUCUGAAACAGGACAGCAUUUUAGUAUGAAGUUCGGAAUGCCAAUCCAUUGAUCAGACAAAAAACUGUUAAUCAGUUACUUCAAAUAUUCCACACAGGAAUAUAAGAAGCUACCUUAAACAGACUCACCACUCAGCUUAGUAUUGCCUGCAGUGACUAUAGUUGCUCCCCAAGGUUUCAUGUGUUUCACCCUAGGGAGGCUUAACUGUGAGUCACAGGACUUUAGAGUCUAUGGUAUUUAUUUAUUUAUUUAGAAUAUAUAGAGUUCUGUGUAUAGACAAAAAUACCUAAGUGGUUUACAAAAAUUGUAAAAUGCCAUAAAUACAACAAAAUAAUUAAAAACUGAAUCAGAAUAUAUUCUGUUUAGAAAAUUUCUCCAUGAGAGAUCAUUACCAUUAUAUGGGAAAAUCAAUCUGCUCUCGCUGGCUCUCUUACUUCAUUCUCUCCUUCACACUUUCUUUGGGGGGGGGGAUUCCCCUGGUGAAAGGUGGAAGGCGGUCCUAGCUGAGUGUUUUCCUUGACAUGCUACUUCUCUGAGUGCAGGGAUUUAUUUUAUUUUUAUACAGAAGAUUCAGUUUAUUCUGUUCUCCUUGUUUGUUUGUUCCAAACCUUUAUAUCCCACUCUUCAGCCUGGAAGGCUCCCAGAGUGGCUUAUAUAUCAAUAAAAAUAACAUUGUUCCUGCCCUUAAGCAUAUAGUCUAGAAACACACCACACAAAAGGAAAAGGGGAUGAGAAGGAAAGAGGAGAACAAGAUUGCUGAGGCACCAAGUUCUUACUGUUAUAAGGCUCUUAUAAUAGCCAGCUGGGAGAGAGAGGGUCUUCUCACCAUUCAAAAGCAGUCCUUGUUGGGCUCCUGAGAAGCAGCCUGGUGAGCCAGCCUUUAUGUAAGUGGCUGUAGUGUAGACAAGUUGUUGGCCUUAUAGGGUGAAACCUUGCUGGAAUCUGCCAGCUUCUUGUCUCACCUGCAGUUCUGAAGUGGUACAGCCCAGAGACAGGUUGAUUGUCUCUUCCCCACUCCCUGCAGAGUGGAUUCAUACCAAAAAUGGAUAGUAUUCUUGGUUGACCUCUGUAACUUGCAACACUCCCAAGCUGAAUGCAGCCCACCAGGAGCUUGAUAACACCUCUUUUAGCUGCCUGCCAAGCUCUACAAGCACAAAGCACUGUCAAGCACACAGACGUGGCUGCAUUCAGUUUGAUAAGUCAUAGUUGUAUAAGCCUGGCUUAAGGAUUCCUCUUCUUUCUUUGCAGACAUCCACCCCCCUCUCAGAUCCCCUGCUCAUGUUGCUUAAUAUUUAAGUUGCUCACAGACAGGGAUCUAAGUGUUUUGCCUUGGAAAAUCCCAAAUGAUGUAGCAUGGAAUCCCCUGUGAUUCAAACACAGUCCUUUAUUAAGCAAAAUAGGGAACUGAUGCUGCUGUUCUUAAACUGAUGACGUGGAGCGUUUACCCAGAGGGUUUUAGGCCCCUUUGGAACCUUUCCAUAUUAGGCAGUGAGGGGGGAAAGGGAGAGGGUGUCAAAGAGUUCAGUAGCUAGGCUUUAGAACAGGCAUAGGCAAACUCCGACCCUCCAGAUGUUUGGGACUACAAUUCCCAUCAUCCCUGAUAACUGGUCCUGUUACCUAGGGAUGAUGGGAAUUGUAGCCCCAAUCAUCUGGAGGGCCAGAGUUUGCCUGUGCCUGCUUUAGAACAUAGGAUAGGCAACAGGCUGCCUUGCACAGAGUCAGAACAUCGGUCCAUCUAGCUCAGUGUUGCCUCACUCUCCAUGAUUUCAGGCAAGAGUCUUUUCCAAGCCUACCUGGAGAUGCCGGGGAUUGAACCUGGGUAAAGGUAAAGGACCCCUGGACUGUUAAGUCAAGUCAAAGAUGACUAUGGCAUUGCGGCAGUCACCAUUUGCUUGCAAGGCAUAGGCUCUGCCACUGAGCUAUUGCCCUUCUGCUAGUUUAUGGGGCUGGAAGAUGGAGCAUAGUGAUUUCACACAGUGCUCAUAGUCUCCUGCCAUUUGAGGCAAUGUUGACUUACCAGAGCAAUCCACUUAGUUACUUCUGAAGUGAUUAUUCAGGGGAUACAACACUGCCUAUACUAUUUACAUGCAUAAUACACAGGUUGCUUUCCAGCAAGAAUAUCAGGUUGAGUGGAUUUAUCGUUGGCAUUGCAAAUUUUGUCCUCCAUGUUCCAUACCAGCCCUUACUGACUACUCUCUACAUCAGGGCGGCACAGCUUUUCAUAGCAAGUGGGCUGCAAGAAUACUUUGACAGGAAACCCACAGGAGGUGUGAGGCUCUGGCAUGGUCCUAGAGCCCUCCUACCUCCUUCCCAAAGCUGGGAAAGUGCUAACUAGGUUUUGGGAAGGAGGCAGGAUGUCAUGGGCUGGCUGGAUGCAGGGGAGUGAUGGGAGGCAUCAAUUGGGGACCCCCAAGGGAAGAAGGCUCAGAGCCAGGGAAUUGGUGGUGGGACGAAGAUGAGUGGACAGAGGGAGAAGAGUUUCAAAGACUUGCAGCCAACUAAGCCUUUCUCAGAGUAGGCCCAAUGAAGUUAGUCAUAGCCAUUAAUAUCAGUUGGUCUACUCUGAGUAGGACAACCCAAAGAGUCUGAUGGAAGGUGAUAUCUGAGUCCUAAUGUCUGUGCUUGCCCUGUUGUCCACUGUUGCUUGAUCCUAGUGCAUGAUUAUCUUGAACUACUGGUAUUUUCUGCCUCAGAUCAGCUGAAGCCACCUUUUGUUUUUAUAAUUGUAGGAUUAGGAAAGAGUACUAGUCCCUGUGAGUCAUGGGGAUGUUGCAAGUUGCUAUCCUCCUUGGGAAAUUAUAGUGAAAAAUCUAACUUGUAGCUACUGCCUGUUUGUGGUUUAGUUCAGAUGCUCUUCCAAACGAUUGUGAGCGUUGUGGGGCUCAGUUGCUCCUUCCUUCCCUCUUGUGUAGUUUCACUUUCUUUUUCCUGUUUAAUGAGAACCUGAUGUCCAAAUCAGCAGUUAAUGUUGCCCCUCUCCCCAACCUGAAUCAGAAACUAGGGUUUGAAAUGGGCUUCUGAUUCCACUUCGGAAGGCAAGCGUUAGCCAUGGGUGGUUGAUUUGGACGUCACAACAAGGUAGACUUUAGCACUAGUCAGAAAUUAGAGAGGGAAGCCAUUUGAGAGAAAGAGGGAACUUGGUAGUCAGUGGGUUGUUUGCCAUCUUCUAGCCACAGUUGGGAGGUUUUUCUGAAUUUAGCUUGUGUUUGAUUUACAGGAAGGUUUUGAGGCAGAACACAGGCAUUAUCUGAAAACCCAGUUCAAUAUUUAUGGAACUAGGUGGAUUUGGCAGAGAUCUGUUCUGUAACAUCCCAUUAAGCUCACUGGGUGAUUUUGAGCCAUGGUCAUUGUGAGACUAAGAAUAGGGGAGGAUCCAUAUAGGGGAAGAAGAAGCCACCUUCAACUCUUUGGAGGAAAGGCAGAAUAUAAAUGUAAUGAAUUAACAUCAGCUUCUAGUAGCAGGAAUACUAGCUUUCUGAACAACUAAGCUUACAGCAAGAAUUUUGAAAUAGUUUUUAAUUGGAAUUAAGUUGCUUUGUGCAUCACACCAGAAUUUAAGCAAUGACAAGCAAAUGUCUCCUUUUUUAAAUACAGGAAGAGAUUUGUCACAUACUGCAUUCUGUUUCAUAGUCACACAAUUGGGGCGUGUACAUCAGUAUUUUUUAAUCUGCCCACUUCAUUCCAACUUAAAAUUGUGUUGUGCUUUACACGAGUCAGUUUCUUUAACUUCUUCCUCCACCAGCCCCUGAUGAACACCAAAUGAUUGCCUUCAUCUUGUAAAGGGAAACUGGCUCUCCCAAGAAAGCUGGCCGCUUUGGCUGGGGCUUUUGCCCCAGGGUUCACAAUUGGGAAAGGCUGAGAAUAGUCAUAGGCUCACUUCCUGUGACAAGAGGAAAGCAGCACUAGCCAGAAUCAGAGUGCCUGCUGGUUUGUGACUUGAUGAAAUCACCAUCCUAAUGCAACUCUUGCAAGUACCGUGCUCUAACCCCUGCAAGACCCCAGUUCCAGUUCAGCUGCCACCCUGGAUAUGUGUGCAUUCGCAUGAUCUUGUUAGUAGUUUUAAACUUGUUUAAUGAUGGCCUUCUCUAGUGCACGGGGCUUUGUUGUCAACAGGCUAGACCUGGGGUGGGGGACCUCAGGUCUUGGGGCCAAAUGAGACCCUCCAGGCUUUACUGUCUAGCCCUUGGAACUAUUUCCAGGCCAUCCUCUGGAUUGAGGAUUCAGAGCGUGGGUGGGUGGGUGUGUAAAAACCAGCCUACUGUACAAUGCUAAAAUUCACAUAUAUUGCUGCACCCACUUCCACCCCUAGCCCUGCUCAACAUUGGCAUGUGGCCCUUGAAUGGUUGCCCAGAGGGGAAUAUGACUCCCGGGCUGCAAAAGGUUCCUCACUUCCGGGCCAGACUAAUAAACUGGCACAUGUAAGGGCAGCCAUCUGGACUUUCUGUAUAAGGAAGUGAUUUGUUUUAUUGUUGACGUUUAAGUUAAUCUGAUGCUGAAACUUAGGCUGAUUUUAAAUAUGGUACUGCAAAGGUAGCUGAGCUACAAGUGCUUGUCCUCACCCUACCCCAUCUCCUGUUGGCCUGUUAUGAAUAGGAUAGGUGGCAGCCUUUGCUGAGAAGCAGUGUUUGUGUCAGUUCACAACAGCAGCAUCACGGCAAUUUAUGUGCCCAGUAGCCUCCUGAAUCCUCCUCCAGACUGCAAGGAGGCAGUCGCCAGGUGCCUGUUCAGUUUGAGCUUGGCAUUAAAUUGGAGCCAUAAAGCUAAAAGGAGCCUUGAGUGACAAACAGGCCUCACUUCCUGUUCCUGUUUGAAAGCUGCCAUUUGGGAAGCAGGUUCAUUCUACCGUCUUAUCUCUGUAACUCCAGGGCUGGCUGUUUGACAUUAGUUGCCUUUCAGAUGGCCAUGCGCAGUAGGAAAUGAGAAAUUUGGAUCGAAAUGUUUUGGGACUCUCGUUUGGAGCUCCUUUGUGACCAUGUUGCUCAAGCACAGUGCCAGUUGUCCUUGAUGAUAUUGGGUGUGUGUGUGUGUGUGUGUGUGUGUGUCUGUCUGUCUGUCUGUGUCUGUGUCAGACAGACUCUUGUGGUCUGGCCUUGUGCCAGCUAGAACCUAGAUUGAUAAGUACUGGAGAAUAUUUUAAAAAGAAGAUACAGUCUAAUCUUCCACAGGCUAGCUUGUUAUCCCAGAUUUACAGAAGCUUGCAAAGGUGUAUUGAUGCACCUAUUGGCAGUAGAGGGAGCUAGCUUCUAAGCAGAAAGGAGAAGAAAAAAACUUGAAGAUUAGUAUGGUUCAUUGGCUAAUGCUCAAUUCCAGCUCUGCCUCACCCAGUGGGCUGGGCGAUGUUAGUCUCACAGCCACCUUUCUUCAUGUGGGAAACUUAGGUGACUUACUAAUAUGGUGUCUGUAAGCUCCUGCCAACCUAGCAGUUCGAAAGCACGUAGUAUAAAUAGGUGCAAGUAGAUAAAUAGGUACUGCUCCAGCGGGAAGGUAAACGGCAUUUCUGUGCGCUGCUCUGGUUCUCCAGAAGUGGCAUAGUCAUGCUGGCCACAUGACCCAGAAGCUGUAUAAAGCGGCCAAUAAAGCGAGAUGAGCGCUGCCACCCCAGAGUCGGCCACGACUGGACCUAAUGGUCAGGGGUCUCUUUACCUUUACCUUUAAGGAUGAUGGAAAGUUCAUGUGAUAUAUUCCUAGUCCAAGUUCCAUCUUUGAGGGCUUGCUUUGAGGGAGAUGGCAAAGCUAGAUUAGUAUUCUUGCAAGUCCUGCUCAGUACUGCCCCCUUUGCAAGUCUAGAUUUCUACCUGGCACAUCAUUGUUUUGUUAAGAACUCUGAACUUGUUCCUUUUAAUAAAAAUAUUGUUAUUUUAGCUUCAUAAUGAAGUGUUGAAUUUUCCUUUUUUAAACAAUUAAAACUGGACUUAAGAACCUAGCAGGGAUGAAUUUGGUGCACAAACAGAAGCUCCCAAUGGAUUGUAAUAUAAAAGCCCAAGAGAACAAGAAAGCAUUUGCCUGGCACCCCCAAAACUCUUGUUCUUAGGCACAAGGGGAGCCUCUUUGAGGGGGGCAUUUCCCAAGCAGAGUCCCACCACUGAAAAGGCCCUCUCCCAAGUAAUUAUUCUCAAGUUCUGGGCAGAUAUGUAUUAGGAGAAUUGUGUGCUUUUGAGGAUUAACAUGGCCAAAAUGAAAUGUAGAUUCCUCUGCUUCAGUUAUGUGGACUUUGGCUAGCAUGCAGUUGGUGGUGGUGAUCAUGAUGAAGAUGAUGGUGCAUUUGAUUUGCUGUGUUAGAUUUUUUGAUCGAAAGGUUCUCAGGGCAGGGCAACUGGUUUGCCCUUGUGCUUUUUUUUUAAAGUGCCAUCAAAGUAAUGUGCUUGAGCAUAUUUGAUUCCAUGUCAGUUGUGUUAUUUUAUUUACUUACUUUAUUUUUCAGAUUUCUGCCCUGCCCUUCCUCCCAAAGGAGCAUAGAGCAGCAACAUACUCGGGUUGAAGUAGCUUCAGGAUGAAUAUUUUUGGGUUGCGCUCCGCAGCGACCUGGAAGUAAUGGAGCGCAUUACUUCCGGGUUUCGCCGCUCACGCAUGCGCAGAUGCUCAAAAUGACGUCAUGCGCGGAAGCGGCGAAUCGUGACCCGUGGACGCAGGUUACGUUCGCUUCAGGAUGCGAAUGGGGUUCUGGAACAGAUCCUGUUUGCAUCCUGAGGUAACAUUAAUAAUCACGUAAAACAUUUUAGAACAUCAAAACACAUUUAAAAAUGAUCACACACCCUCACAGUUGCUUAUUUCAAGGUUGUCAUCAUGGCCAGUAUUUUUUCAGUCAUCAAAUGCCUGGGUUAGCAGGAAUGUUUGUACGUUUUCCUGAAAGUCAGUGAGGGAGAUGAACUUGUCUCAAGUCAACACCAACCAGAGGCAGCACCACCAACAUGGCCUCCCAUGCUGAUCUUUGGGUCCUAUUAGUGGUGGGGGAUCUUCAGGUACUUGAUCCCAAGCCAUUUAGGACAUUGUAUGCUAGUACUAACACCUCAAAUUAGGGUGGUGCAUGGUCCCACCCGGCUGCCCCACUUGCCAACCUAGUAGCCACUUUCUGCACUAGCUGCAGUUUCUGGGUUGUCUUCAAGGGCAGCUCCACAUAGAGCACAUUGCAGUAGUCUUAAGUGGGAGCUCACUAGAGUCUGGGCAGUUGAGAUCAGGCUGUCCAAGUAUGACAGUAGUCCAAGUAGUAGGCAGUUCAGCCCAACCUGGGCAUCAACACUCCUGGCCAAACAAUUCAGUUGAGACUUCAUUGAGAAGUUGGAAUCCAGGCAUACUCGCAGACUAGGAACCUGUUCCUUCAGGGGGAGUGCAACCUUUCCAGAACAGGUUCUACAUCUAAUUCCUGGGCAUGGGAACCACUCAUCCACAGAAACUCCAUCUUAUCAGAAUUCAACCUCAGUUUGUUGGCCCCCAUCCAACUUUUUACUGCUUCCAGACACCAGUCUACUUUCUUCACAGCCUCUCCUGAUUCAGAUGGAAUGGAGAGUUUCCAAAUGGUUUGGGGUGGCUUACAUGGUUCUCCUCUUCCUUCAUCCAGUGCAGUUUAACUAUGGCAUUUGCUCCCACAAGAUAUAGUGAUGGUCACCAACUUUGAUGGCUUUAAAAGGGGGUUGGACAGAUUUGGAGGAUAAGACUAUGUUCUUUCUACACUAAUGGGUCCUGUUUGUGGAUGGGCAUCUGCUUGACUACAGUAAGAAUAGGAUGCUGGACAAGAUAGGCCACUGGCCUGAUCCAGCAGUACUGUUCUUAUGACCUUUUCAAGCAGGAAAGUGUUGCUGUGAUUGUAAAUGAAAAGGGAAAUAAGUAACAUGGCUUUCUUUGACUGGUGAGUAUUUUUGUUAAAUUUUAUUGCAAAUUACUUGCCUGUAUCAAUAGAGAUUUUGGUCAUAUAUGCAUUGAUUUAAAUUUAAUUCCAGAAUGAGCAUCAACGUAAACUGGCUGACCGCCCUAUGUGGCUUCCUCCUCAAAUGUUUUGGCUCUUGGCUUGGUGGAUUUAUACCAGGUGCGGGGAACCUGUGGCCCUCCAGAUGUUGCUGAGCCACAACUUCUAUCAGCCCCAGCAAUACUGGAAGUUAUCAUUCAGCAACAUCUGGAGGGCCACAGGUUCCCCACACCUGGUUUAUAGUUUUUCUUAACCCCCACCCCUUUUACUCGUAAGGAGUGACUUCAAAUGAAGCAUAAUCUUUUCCUAGGUGACCUCCUUCUGUCAGAGGUAAAUAGCUCUGUCUCCUUUUGUUAACUCUUCAGUGGGUGUUUAUUCAGAACAAACAUACUGCGGGGAGAUGCAAAUGUAACUGGAGUUUCUCUGCUGGGUAACCGGACUAACAAGUUCUGGCAGGAAACCGGAAGGGCUGCGCUAAGGGGUGGUGAUGGAACUUUCUCCAUGGCUGCCUAGCUCAAAAUGAAGUUGGGGGGGGGGAGAGAAGGAAGUUCCUAGGGCGACAGGUUAGCAAAGUUGGUGAAACAGCCUAUCCACCACACAGCUUUCUAGGGGUGUGGGUGUACUUUUUAGCUGGUGGCCUGAGGAAGCAUCCUUUAUUCCACCCCGUAUUUGCUUUUACCUUUCUGUGUUUUUUUUCUCCUUCAAAGAACCUUUUGGCAUUUAAGGAGAUUUAGAUAAACUUUAGAGGCUAGAUUGAGCUCUCUUUUGGGAGCUGUUCAAAUCCCUGCAGAGCCAGGAAGCUUUUCUGUGCAGCCUUGGUCCCAGUUGCCUCCCCAUUCUGCCUAAUCCGCCUCACGAGUUUCAUGAGGAGGUGAACUAGAGGGAGGACUCCCAAGUAGAAUUGCACUGAUAUAUUUUCAUGCAGGGGUCCUUUAAAGCAGGAGUGGGUAGCCUGUGGUUCCCCAGAUAUUGCUCCCAUCUUUCCUGAUCAUUGGCCAUACUGGCUGGCACUUACAGCAGUUCAGAGUCCAACAACAUCUGGAGGGCUACAGGCUCUUCCCCAUCCCCCGCCUUGAAGCAUAUCAUAGGUUUUUAUGCCCAGGGUCUGCUCUGUAUGAGAUAGAUAGAAACAUACACACCAAGAAAGACAGAAUUCUGUCACUGUCUAAAUGCUGGUUGCCACAGAAUAAAUGGUGUCAGGAACCAGUCCCCUCAAAUGAACCCCCCUGGUUUAAACUCAUUUUCUUUCUUUUUUUAAUGCUCUUGAAAUUCACUUUAUGUAAAGCCUGGUCUGUGUUUUCCACAGAAUAUCUGCUUUUUUCCGGGGAGGAUCUGUGUGUACACAUCAUAUCUGUAUUUCCUCUGCCAGUAUGCUGAGAUGAUAGUCUGAAGCUCCCAAACUUAAAGGCUGAGUUUUCUUCCAGUGUACAGUUUCAUUGCUUUGGAGCAGUAGAUAUGGAUCAAUAUACUAAUCAGUAAUGACAUGCAUUCCUAGCUUCUUUGGGGCCAGAAGUGAGGUGGAUGACAUGGUGGCCAGACUAAAACUGGCCAGAUGAUGUGAAGUAGCAGCCAUUUUGAUAGAUACCCACCUGAGAUAGCAUAACAUGAAUAAUGAGAAUUUCAUUCUCUUUCCUCAACCCCAUACUUUUGUCACACUCCAGCUUGACCAAGAGUGAAAUGCCUUUAGGGGAGGGUCAUAGUUCAGUGGUCGAUCACAUUGUUUGCAAUUAAGGCUGGAAAAGCCCAUGUCUGAAAUCUGGAGAGUCACUACCAGACAGUGUCUGUGAAUGGUCCCUAAGCUAAAUACACCCGUGGUCUGACUCAUUACAAGACGGUUUUUCAUGUUCCUGGGUAACAAGCUCAGAAUGGUGCAGGUAGAAGCAACUUGAUUUUUUGAUUUUUUUUUGUAAUAGGGAGGGAGCAGGGUUAACACACAAGUGGUGUUCCCCAAAUACACCUGUUAUCCCCACUUAAAUUAAUAGAUACCAGAGUUAGGCAUUGCACUUGGGGACCCUUUGAGAGGAAGAGAAGUCUAGCCUGCUCUCCUCUGGAGACUUAUGUGGCUUGAGCCUUCCUAGACAGGGUUCCCACAGGAAAUGCAAUACAUCUUUGUGUGCACACAUCACUAUGCAACACUUUGAACAAUUGUUGGACAUGGUCCCCUCACAAUGCACUUACAGUAUUCCUUUGUUUGUUGGUUUUACAAACAUGAAAUGUGUUAAAACUUUUAUGCCUUUUGAAAUAUUGGUGGCUUUAAGACAAGCACACCAAAUUGAUGGUGAAUAUACAGCAAUGUUUUUCAAGCCUCAGCCUCAGGUGACUCCAAAACCUUAGAUAAGAAUGUCAAAUUGAUGUUGGAUUCUAGCCGAAAUAAAAUGCAAGGAAGGGUCAUUACACUGUGUGGGAUAAUUGUGUGUUAGGGUGUCCCUCCAUCUCCUCCUCCAGAUGUCUGCAGGCUGUUGUUUGCCUUUAAUUGGUGAAUGAGGCUAAUGACUCCUAGGAUAUCUUGUGGUGAUUGUUGUUUACCCAAACAAAAUUUGGUUCUGAGGCAACUUGUGUAUUGGCUCAGCAGAACAAAAAUUGGCUUGAUGUAGACUAAGAAUUUGAAAAGAUUCUUGGAUGACCCAGAGAAGGAACUUAAUCUGGGCCUUUACAAAAGCAGAUGAGACUUUCUCAAGUGCACAUUCACUUGCUGACUGUCUUCCCCACUCAGGCAGGCUUACAUUGUGGAAUAAAUUUGAAGCACAUAAGAAUCUGAAGCCCAGAACAUGCGUGUGUGUGCUUUGUUCUAUGAGCCCAUAGAUUUAGAGACCAAGUAGAGAAUCUGCCAUUUAGUGAUGCCUUUAUUCUUUCCUUGGGUUACUCUCCCACACACACCUUUCCUCUUUUUUGCCUAUGUCAGGUUUUAAAUUGUCUGCUCCUCAAGGUAGGACCUAGCCCUCCUGUGCUGAGUGAAGUGCCAGACACAUUAAAUGCACAUUUGUACAAAUAAUAAUGUGAUGCAGAAUUUGAUCAUAAGGAUCUCCUUGCUUUGACCAGGUGUGGGGAACCUUUUGCCAUGCAUGCUGGUGCUGAUGGGAGCUGUAGUUUGGCAACAACUGGAGGGCCAGAGUUUCCCCACUCCUGCUUUAAACAUACAGACAGCUGCUCCAGCCUUCUCCAUUGCAUAACAUAGUAUGUAGGGGUGUGGAUGUGUUAAACCUCUCCUCUUAUGUUUUAUGAGGGCCAGGUCACAGUGCACCUUGUCAGUGCCAUCCAUGCAAAUAGUUGGCUAUCUUGCCCUUGUUUUCCCAAAGAGAACUUUGGAAACUGAAGGCCAAGAAAUGACUGGGGUGGGCUGAGCUGGCACAAGGGUGUCUUUUUUAGACUUUUCCAGAGGUUAGUACUUUUCAUAUGUUUUCUGAGGCUUUUAGUGGUUUUAGUGGCUUUUUAUAGCUUUUAUUGUCUCGCUGCUGCUAUUAUGAUUUUUAUUUUAUGUAAGCUUUAUUGAUCUCCACUCUUAGGUUUGAAAUAACUUAAUAAUUUAUUGCCUCCAUUUUUGCUUGUAUUUGUCCUCUCUGUAAGCUGCUUUGUAUCUUUAAUUUUAAUAGAAGAGCAGUCUCAGAUAGGUUAAAUAAUUGUUCGCAGUUGCCCUAUUAAUAUCAGGAGAAGCUUGUUCGACCAGACAGCAGCCUCCCUAUGUGCAUGUGCAUUUUGGAAUCCUUUCAAAAUGGAGAAGGUGAACUGAGGUUGCUCUCCAAUCAGAAAGUGUUCACAGAAUGCCACUCUCCUGCAUCAGGGUUUCAUAGGGAAGCCUGUGGAAAUGAGCUAAGUAGUGGGGUGGUUAAGCCAAAUGACAUCCUACUUACUCUGAAGUAGGGAACCUCCAGUUCCCAAAAUGGAAACCCAAGGUGCAGCAUAUUAAUUUUACCAGGCCCAUUUGCAAGUCUAGUGGGCAAACGGAGCAGUGACGGGAUAUCUUAGUGGAUGGCAUGUGGCAGCUGCUGUUGUUUUUCAUGGGGACAGUGCUUACCAACCAUUCUAGAGACUUUGAACAAAGCAGAGGUUCAUGAUUGGCUAUCUGUGACACUGCAGAGUUGGCCUGAUGGGAUGCAGCAGAGCACUUCCGAGACCAAAGGGAAAGGUGUGAAUUUGAAUCUUGUUUGCUGUGACCAUAACUGGAUGCAGGUCAUAUGUGUGAAGCUUUUGGAGGGGUGGGGUUAUUAUUUGCACUGUUGCUGUACAUUACACUUGACAGAGAUUUUACAGUCUACCCUGAUGGUCAUGUAGGCCAGUGUCCUCAAUUGGUGGUCCACCCAGGGGCUCCAUGGCACCAUUCACACAAUGAAAACCACCAUAGAGACAUCAUUUUUUUUUUCAAAAGCAGGGGUCCAUGGCUUGGCUUUUGAAAAACGGGGUCUGCAGUACUGAUGAAGACAAUACCAACCUAGAUGGAUGGGUGGUGGGACUUGGUGUGCAGCAGCUGCGAUAUUCCUACAAUGUAUGCCUGUUGAAGAUUAGGGUUUGUAUUGCAACACCUGCAAUUCAACAACCAACUAAAUUACAGAGGGAAGUAUUUGGCUGUCUUCUUUCUAUCCAUAUAGGGAAGCCUCUGGAGAAAGAAAAUUCUAGACCCUGCAGCACCGCCCCAAUUUGGCCCAGGGCUCUGUGCAUGUCAUGCCUGCGGGAAGCUUCUCAUCUCCAGUCAGCUGCAGUUGCAAAUUCCCAGCCUUCAGGGGCCUUGAACAAAAGGCUCCAUCCUGCAUAUACUCCAGUAAGGGUCAGCCCCCUCUAGGCAUCUCUAGGCAGCUGCUUUGGAGCAGCAUCAGGGUUGGAGGGACUCUCCUCUAAUUUGCACAUUUAAUCCCUGCUCAUUUUCAUGAAUGUGACAGGAAGGUGCUGAAUGAACUGCUGACUACAUUUCCUCUUGUGCACCAUUCUCAUUCCUACAUCAAACGUUAAGAGUUCAGGCAGACCUUUAAAAACACACAACUGAUACAAAAUCAUGAGAGUUGGGAAACAUAGUUAAGUUGGUCUUCCGUCUGCUUUCUACAAGCAGAAAGAACACCAUGUUUAUUAUGCUCCUCAACACUCAUGAUUUCCAAGUAAACUAGUAACAAUAAAGAUGCGAACUAGUAUUUCUUUUUUGUCGUUAGUUUUUAAAACUUAUUUAAUACUAGAAUCUAAAAUGUAACUCGCAGGAACCUACCCUGGGAGUGGUGUUAGCUAUACAUGUGUUCCACUUUGUGGGUUGGGGGUAGUGCUGCAAGCUCUAAUCCAGUGUAUUGAUAAACUAAUACUUUAACAGAUGACAAUUAACACUUGUGUGGGGGUGUUUCACUACUGUCUUGUUUUGGCUGUUGCCGUAAUGACACUGAAGCAAAUAUCCAGCUGCUGGAAGUAGUUUUAAUUUGAACUACAAGUUACCUUGCACUUCCUUCAGUAUUUCAAAUAGGGUAUAUAUGCUGAUAUUUUGGUAAGCUGCACUGUGACAAAUGAAAGUGAGCAUUCCCUGGCUGCUGGGAGCCUUUGUUACCUUCCUGUUUCCUAAUGAAUUGUUCUCUCAUAGAACCCCACACCCCCACCCUGCUCUGUAAUCCUCAUGCAAAUUUAUUUUGGCCUGAUUGCAGGUUGGGGAGCUCUGUAUUAGCACACUUACUUUGCAUGCAGAACGCCCCAGAUUCGAUUUUCAGCAUCUCCAGUUAUCAAAGGAUCUUUGACAGUAGAGCUGGGAAGACUUCUUUCUGCCUGAAACUUGAGAGAGCUGUUCCCAGACACAGCCGACACUUAUGUACUUAAAUAUAUUGGCCCUCUUUGGAUGAUCACGCUUACUAAACUGAGAUACUUAUGAGCACCUUUCCUUGACCUGUGAUUAAACCAGGAAAUCUCUAAUUAAUUAAACUUCAUUUUGUACUUGUGUCUAAAAUAAGGAAACUGUGGUUAUCAGCUUCAAAACAAGCCUUAAACAAACAUCAUACUGUGGUUUAAGAGCCUAGCUUGUUCUGAAGUUGGCAACUAUAGUUUCCUGAUGAUCACGAAAUAAUAAACUAUGGUUAAAGAGACAUCCUAGUUGGAGCCGUGUUGAAGGUGGCCACUGAGUCAGACCACUGGCAGCUUUGUGUACAGAACCAUGGGUGCUUUAAAAAAAUCUUAAUUCUAAGGUGCACACUCCUCCUGAAUUUUGUAAGCACAGUGUUGAGUGAAUUGGAGCAGUUCACAGCACCUCUGUUCCUGGCUGCUGAGAAGCUGGCACCUGAAAAGGUUUUUCCCUGGAGUAGAAAGUUUGUCCCAGUUGUGGGGGUGGAGAUGGAGCUUAAAGAUUGCAGCAUGUCUGGAGCUGCUAUCCCUAUUAGGGAGUUGUAAUACCCUCUUGUGGUAUUGUGGCUCAUUUUAACAGCUGUGGCACCUCUGCAAAUGGGCCUUUUCUGUCCUUUUUGCUAGGGGGAUCUGCAAUGUAGCUGAAUACUUUUGGCUGCUGCAUCUGUGUUCUGCGUUCACACACUGGAGAGGUGGGGCUGGUUGCCUGGAGGCAAUUGUUAAUUGCUGCAGGUGAUCAGAUGUGGGUGAAGGGAUGGUAUGGAGUGGUUUGGGCUUCAUAAUGCUAUACGUAUACAGAAAACCAUGGCCCUUGGUGCCUGUACACAGCUGAAAGAGAUUGCUUAUAACUAGGUAGAUAGCCUAUAACUGCAGUUUUGUGGGAACGCACACACAAAAGUUGAAUAUAGUCUUGGAUGCAGGUUUCAGAUGUUCAGGUUUCAUGGUGUUCUUUAAAGCUAUCUGGCCCUAAUGGCUUGCAAGGAUAUGGGCAAUGCCUCAUGAAACCACUGAAGCCGAAGUAUAUCAACUUUCCAGUGAUCAGAGAACCAUAGAAAGUGAAUACAUUUUAUGUUGCGGGGAGGUGGGGGGCAGAAUGGCAGGAUAUAUUGGGCAGGAUUUGAUGCUUGGGCAGGAUAAAUUGGGCAGAAUUCAUGCUGAGGUGUAGAAUUUAUACCAGUUGCAGAAUUCAGCUUCCCAAGCUGCAGAACUCUGUCUCUCUAAGUGCAGAGUACACCCAGCCCUGCCUAGAAGCUGUUUGCUCAGCCGUACCUCUGUACAAUCUCUCCUAGGCUUUCUCUCCCUUCCACUCCUUUCAAAUUGGCAGCCUUUUAAAAAAAGCAAAAAAAAAUCUGCCUUGCAAACUUAGUAGGCUCUGCAGGGCUCAGUCAACAGAGUUGCCUGUCAGAGCUCCAGAUCACCUGACAGCAGGUCAAAGGGGUAACGUCAUCCUUUUUUCCUUUGCUUUCUCUUCCCCUCCCUGGUUUUCUCCAAAGCCCUGCCUGCCGAUUGCAUGGGUGGGGCAGGCAGCUUCCUGUGGGGGAGAACCUGACGUUGCUGUAACUCAUUCUCUCUCACACUUUCUCUCCUCCCAAGUGAGACGCAGGUUUCCUCCUACCUUCUGUCUUGAGUGGGGGGUGGGGGAGGAUCUAGCAAUUCGGACUUCCUUCUGGAGUAAACCUUGAUUGGAUUCUAGAAUAACCCGUUACCUCUAUUUAACUAUUUGGUUUUGGGGUGUUUUUUUUGAGGGGUGUGUGUAAGAUAUUUCCCCGCCACCAUCACUCAGACUUUAAAAGAGGCUUGGAGGACUUGCCAAACAACCCAGGUGCUCUCUGGCUCAGCAAGUGGGGAAAUUGCGAAAGGUGUUGCCUCGCUCAGGUAUCGGAGGUGGAGACUUGGGCACCGGCUGGAUGAGGAAGCUCCACACUUCCUCAGUUCUGUUGCUGUACUUUGCUCCGUCAGGAAAGUUUUGGGUCAACAAAUGAAGGGGUAAACGCACCGUCCCAGGAAAGGAUUAUUCCCUCUUGAGUUUCCACGAGCUGCUGCUUUGCUCAGACUUGUUUGCAGUAAUUUUGGGAUACCUGCCUUAUCCGUUUCUUCACGGCCGAGAAAGCAGGCAACUGGAUCCAGUCUUUUCUCCCUCUCUUUCUCAUUUUUUCUUUGGCCUCUCUUGGAGCAGCGGUGGAUCGAUGAGGUACAGCUUGCCUCUGACUGGCAGAGGCACUACUGCGUGAGGUAGCAGAGAAGACUACGAUUAAUGAGUGGAGGACAUAGAUACGUUGUGCCUAUGACAAUGGGAGUAGUAAGUCUCUUGUAUUACUGGGAAUGGUUCCUGGGGUCCAAAAUGGGAUUCUUAUAUGAGGUGGUGGAUUAAGAUCUGGUGAUUAUAUGAGGAAAAACUGGUAUUUUGUGGCUAGUGAUCUGAUGGAGGUAGGAAACUGAGUUUCCAAUAGGGGCUCUAUUUAGAGAAUGUGACCCCCCCAACUCACCUUUCUUUUACACCCUGGGAUAAAUUGGGAUCAGGCCUCAGACUCACAUGCUCUCUCUUCCUCCUCACUGCAAGAGUGAGUAACUGAACAGGGAGAUCCCUUAUAAAAAAAACUUCCUUGACCUCAGAAAGGUAAAAUUCACCAAUCCCAAGGGCUAGGAAGUAGGUUUUAAUUCCAUGCAGAUUGGUAAGAUUUUGGGCAUGCGGUCCUUUCAGGUUGGCCCAUUGUGAGUGAGGAAAGCAGACUCAAGCUGAGGCCUCAUUCUUGAUCUCUCUCUACCCAAGUACUCUCCUGGAAGGGUAGGGGAAUAUUGCUGGAUCAGAACUGGCUUUGUUUUAUCCCAGGAGAGACCUUCUGAAUCAGACCAGCAGCCCAUCCAGUCCAGCAUGCUGUUCUCACAGUGGCCAACUAGAUGCCCGUGGGAAGCCUGUGAACAAGACCUGUGUGCACCAACAGCACUUUCCCUUCCUGCAGUUUCCAGUAACCGGUAUUCAGAAGCAUACUGCCUAUAGCAAUGCAGGUAGAACAUAGCCAUCAGGCUUAAUAGGCAUUUGUAGACUUAUUCUUCACAAACAGAGGCCCUUGCACAGGUUGAAAGUACCCCUCUUGGAAAUGAUGACUUUAUAAGCCUCUAGCGACAAGGGGCAGUGUACUAGAGAACAACAGCAGUAGAGGACCAUUAUGCUCUUCUGUCCUGCUUAUGGGUUCCCCCUCAGCAUCUGGUUGGUCCCUGUGGAAAGCGGGAUGCUGGGCUUGGAUAGGAUAGCCGUUUACCUUCCCGCUAUAAAGCGAUCCCUAUUUAUCUACUUGCACUUAAGAGUGCUUUCGAACUGCUAGGUGGGCAGGAGCUGGGACCGAACGACGGGAGCUCACCCCACCGCGGGGAUUCGAACCACCGACCAUACGAUCGGCAAGUCCUAGGCACUGAGGUUUUACCCACAGCGCCACCCGCGUCCCCGACUUAAGCUUUGUGCCCUUAGUUUUUCGAUACUUCUCUUAGCCUUGGUACUUUUUGGUAUCGUGGAUUUAUUGAUGGAUUAUUCUUCCUAUUUUUAUUUUUGUCCUUAUUUUUUAAAUACCUGUCAACUGUUUUGAGCAAUAUGUUUGUGGUGGGAAAAACAGGAUGUACAUUUUUGGAUAAAAUAAAUAAAUCAGAUUUUCACAGAAUGGGUAAACUCGGAUCACAGUUUAUUUCAGGAUACUGUAAGUGACUUAACUGCAUGACUUCAGGCAUCUGACUUUUUUAAAAAUCUUACUCUGAAAAUAAUUUUUAUUUUAUUUAUUUAAUAAAAUUUCUAUACUGCUUGAUUGUAGUAAAACCUCUAAGCCAUUUUACAAUAAAUAUUCCAAUUUACAAGAAAUGUUUAAACUAAUUAAAAGCUUUAAAAAUAAUGACAAUUAACAGUAAAUUAAUAUUAAAACAUGCCAUCAUUAACAUGUCCAGAUAGGCUUGCCCAAACAAAAAUGUUUUAAGCAGAUACCGAAAAGAGUACAGCGAAGGUGCAUGCAUGAUAUCAACAGGCAGGGGAUUCUAAAUAAGAGCUAUGAGCCAGUUAAAUCAUUUUUGUUUAUUUUAAACUGUUUUUUAAUUGAUAAAAUAAUUUAAUUUGGAUGUUACCACAACCUGUGUUGUUGAGAGCUAGCGAGCAAAAGGGAGUGUUUAAGGAGUAAAGUGCAAUUUAAUAAACAAAAGCUGCCACUCAGUCAUUUAUUUAUUUUAGAAGGAAGAUUGUUUUUAAUCUGUUGAUUAAAGCUUAAACAACAAAGAGUCUUGUGGCAACUUAAAUGACUUAAACAAAUGUAAUAUGGCGUAAGCUUAUGUGUACUAGAGCUUAUACCAUAAUUUUAUUAGUCUUGUUAAGGUGCCAAAGGGCAUUCUUGGUUUUGCUGCAACGGACUAGGCUUGAUAUUCCUCUGAAAAGUUAUAUUACAAAGAAUGAUCUCUUAAGUUGGGAGAGGGAGAGCAGCAUUUUAAAAAGGUUUGAAUGAUGAGCUGGUUCAAGAAGAGAUAAUUAGAACAGUGUGUUUGAUUUAGACCUCUGUGCUCCUCGUGGUCUUGAGCCUGUUAGAUGAUCAUAAAGCUCUUAACUUCCUUUCCUGAUCAUGGCCUAGUUCUUGCUAGGUAAUGCUAUACCUUGAGUAUCUCUCUUCAGACUGGGGACUCGUGGGAUGGGAUGGCUCCUCCAUAUUAUAAUAUAAUGGGGAAAUCUCUGCACAUAGAAAACUAACUUGUAAGGAGAUGGGCAGGUGCUAGGAAUCACAAAAGCUAUUGGACUAUUGCUUGUGGUCUUCCCAUAAGCAUCUGGUUAGCCACUGUGAGAACAGGAUGUUGGACUAGAUUGGUCUCUGGGCCUGAUCCAGAAGUCUUACGGCUCGACUGAAAACAUCCCCUGCUGCAUUUUCUGCCCAAGUUACCACAGUACCUCUUGUUUCUUUCCGGAACGAUUAGGACUGCCAUUGCCAUCCUCCACUCCAGAUUUUGAGAGGUGGGUUCUUCCAGAUAGGUCUUUGCACAACGUGGGGUGCUAGCAUAAGGCCACUGGUUGGAGACACUGGUGAGCCUUCUCCACAGAGCAAGCACUUUGAAGAUAAGAAGAACCUUGCUGCUGGAUUGGGCCCAAGGCCCGUGUCCAACAUCCUGUUCUCAGAAUGCCCAGCAAGCAAGACCUAAGUGCAACUGUGCUCUCACCAGUUUUGAUUCCCUAGCACCUGGUAUUCUGAGGCUCACUCCAACAGUGGAGGUGGAAGAUAGCCACUGUGGCUAGUAGCUAUUGCUAGCCUUACUGUUUCUUCCAUGAAUGUAUCCAAUCCUUUAAAGUCUGUAGGCAUCACUACAUCUUGUGGGAGCAAGAGGGAUCUGGCUUCGGGGAUAGCCACGCAAAGCCUCUUGAGCGCAGCGGGAGCGCUCUUGCCUCUUCGCUCAAGAGGCUUUGCGUUGCUUUCUUGUUUCUUGUUUUCCUCCUCUAAAAACUAGGUGUGUCUUAUGGUCGGGUUUGUCUUAUAGAAUGAAAAAUACGGUAUUUUUCAUAGUCAGAUCACUCCCUGUUGAGGUUUAUGGCUUAUAGCAACUGUUCCCCUCUACAAGGGGGGUGGGUACUAGAGGAUAAUGAAUUCUGUUGGGCUCUAGUGAGUUUUCUGGCUGGUUUGACUGGCAGUUCUUUCAAAUUCCUGGUCACUCUGUGGAAUGCAGAGAUUACACGAGUGGUUGUCGAGCUAAGCUGAACCCUACACCUGAGCCGAGGGCAUUGAAGCAGGUUGAAAGAUGGCAUGAACACAUCUGGAUAAGAUUUCAUGAUGAGUCCGACCGAACACAAGAGCUAAUUAUCAAGCCUUCUCUGUAGUGAUGGUGAAGUAGCCAUUUUUCUACACCAUAAUUGCAUUCCCACAAAGCCAUCCUGUGGAGCUUUUCCAAAUGGUUUUGAGUCUUUUGAAAUCUAAUUUGAUCGAUUUGGUGGAAUCCCAGUACCGUAGUUCUUUGUGAUGUGUUUGCAAGGGACUUUGAGAACAAAAUUGCCUGUAUCCACCAAUUUUCGGACCUCACAAUUGUCUUGCUGGAUAACUUUUACCUUUUAGGGCCUGUGGAUGUGGCCCUUGCCUAUCCUAGCUAACUGCAUCAAGCAGAGAGGGGGGGUGACUGGUUGAGUGCAGGAAGUAGCAAAUUCCUUGUUAACAGAGGGUAUAUUCCCAGCCUCCUUUAUUCCCAGGCAAUAGUGUUACUAUUCCUAAAAAGUUUCAUUGGGCCCAGAAGUUCUGAACAACUGUGGGCCAAUUGCUAACAAACCCUUCCCGGACAUAGUGUUCAAGCAGUAGUUGUCAGCCGUCUCCAGACACUCUUAGAUGAAACUCAUUUUCUAGGUCCAUUUCAGUUGAGGUUUUGGCCUUGUUUUAGCAAUAAAACUGCCUGGGUCACUCUGUAGCAUGACUUUUGCUCAAAGUGAGAUGGAAGUGCAACCCUACUGAUUCUCUUGAUCCCUCAAUCAAUCAUGGUAUCAUUCUGGAGAGCUUGUCCAAAUUGGGUGUGGGUGGCACUGCUCUUCUGUAGUUUUACUCAUCUGUGUAGCAACUGCUUACAGAAAGUGGUGCUGUGGGUAUCUCUGUAACUCCGUGGCAUUCAGGCUUCAGGUAACAUAAACAUCAAACCACCAAGUGUGCUUACUGAUCAUAACAUUUGGGCCUCAAGUCAGUACUUGAGAAAAUAGUCUGCUCCAGUUUGUGGUGCUUUGUGGGCUGCCCAAUUUGGUUCAGGAUCCAUCAGUCUACUUCAUUCCAUCACCUCCCAUUCACUCAUAGGAUUUGGGUUUUUGUUUUUUAAAGGCUGUAACUUCUCUUUGUUUUUGACCAAAGUCAAUGGAAUUUGCAGGUAAACUAGCCCAUAGUUAGUGAAAAAAGGCUACCAAAUUGCAGGCAAAUAGCUCAAGGGGCUUUUGUACUAGCCAUAUUUUUAAAGUUGAUUCAAGGUGGAGAGAACUAAAAGGGAUUCAUUUUUCAGAUAAAAUUAUUCCCUCUGGUGUGUAAACAUAUCAGUCACAGUGGAGUUUUCCCUCAACUCUCUUUCCUCUCUAUUGUUUGCUCUCUGUUCCUUCACCACACACCCCCUCAUGUUAUGGAAAGCUUAUGGAUCUUACUUUCACUUUCUCGGCAACUUUUUGCUAUUGUUUGGAUCACUAAAGGACCACAGGAGGUCUUGCUUCAACCUGUGCCACUCAUACGGAUUUCAUUUUGCCUCUGACAAGCCAAGGACAUCCCCCCCAUACAGACAUAUCCCCAGGAUUUGCCUGAAUCCUGAUGCACAACCCUGUACUACAUUAGAUCAUUUAGGGAUUUGGAAUGCAGCUGGCACCUAACUCUAUUGCUCUUAUUUAUCUAAUUGGCUGAGAUGGUGGAUAUGCUAAAUUAAAUCCUAGGCAUGGUAAUGGGGUGGAUGAAGGCCAAUAAACUGAUGUUAAGUCCAGGCAAGGCAGAGGUACUGUUAGUCCACUUUUGCACUGGUGAAUGGUGUUCAACCUGUUCAGCAGGAGGCUAUACUCUCCCCUAAAAGGGGAGCGGUUCAUAGUUGAGGUGCUCAUUGUUCCGUCUUUGUCACAAUGCCCUCCGUGGCUCAGAGUACCUUGUUCUAGCUGAGGCUGCUGCACCAGGCAUGACUGUACCGGGACCAAAAGAGAUCCUUGCUUCAGUGUUCCACGCCCUGUAAAUCUUCUCUUUGGAUUACUGCAAUGUGUUGUGUCUGGGGCGGCCUUUGAAACUGGUUUGGAACGGUACACUGCUGCAUAAUGCCAGUGUGAGGGAAGUGACACUCUCUCACAGGGCUGUGAGGAUAAUUGAAGUAAUAAGGGGACAGGUGGGGAAAAAAGACUUCCUUGGAAAGUUUUCUUUUAAAAGCAGCUGUUUUAAAAUUAUGGGACAAAGAUUAAACUCACCUUGACUCAAAACAAAAAAGUGCACUAACUCAGCCUGCUAAAGGAAGUGUUUGAAGGGAAAUUGAAAUACCUGCCUCAAACCCUCCACCUUCUUUUACUUGGAAGGAAAGCUGCAAGCAACAAAGGAAACUAUUCACUAACGCUUUAAAAGGCACUGUUAACUGAGCCAAUGUACCUUAUCAAUUAGGAUUGUUUGGUUUGUUUGAUCUGUAUUUGUUUGUGCUUUUCUAAGCAAGGAGGGAGGGCAGAACCAUGUUCAGCGCCACCUUGAGUUUCUUGGAGGAAAGAUGGGAGACAUGUAAUAAGCAGGUGCUAUAAACAUACUUAAUACUUAAAAUAAAAUAGAGUUAAAAUGCAAAAAAAAAUUAAAAACCCAGAAGCUUCAGAGUAAACGGCCUUCAAUUCAGCAUCCCAUCAGUUUCCAGCAAAAGUCUGAGAGAAUUGGUACCUUUUUAAUCCACAUCAAAAGAUGACCAGCUGAGGAUGCCUGUUAUACCUCAGGAGGGAGGGAAUUCUGUGGCUGAAAUGCCAGUCAUGGAGAAGGCCCCAUGCGACGUAACCACACACUGAGCCACGUCUUAUCAGCAGAACUACGUGAAAGGCAUUUUCUGGUGAUCUUAAUGCACAGGCAGGCUAAUACAGAGAGAGGGCCUCAUUCAUGUGCAGUAUAUGGAUCCCAAGUUGUCAUACAUGAAAGUUAACACUUUUCUGUUCGGUUUGGUAAUGUAUAAGCAUCCAUUUUAGCAUGAGAGAGAGAGCGCAGAUUUAUUACCAUCAGAAAACAUCAACCCCACAACAUGGCUCUGCUGGUCUCUUGCAGGGAUGGAGGAACUUGGUGACCUCCAGGUGAUGUUGGACUAAAGAACCCAUCAGUCCCAGGCAGCAUGGCCAAUCUUCAGCAUCACCUGGAGGGAAAUGGAUUUCCCAUCCUUGCUUUAACUUAGUUAAGGUGGCCUUUGCUUUCCAUUUUCUGCCUGUGGGGCUCCCACUGCACUGCUCAUUUCACAGAACCAUCUUUUUGCUUGAGAUUGGGAAUGGGCGGAACCCCAGUGAUAGGGCCCCAGAUGUAAUCGCCAGUAGUGUCUCCAGUCAGGGCUGGGAAAGUCUUCCUGUCUGAAACCCCGAAGAGCCACUGCCAGCCAGCCUAGACAGUAUUGAGCUAGAUUGACCAAAGGUCCGCCUUGGUAUAAGGCAGCUUCCUAUCCCACCAGAUUCCCCUUAGGAUAACUUGUUUACGGUGUUAGAAACUUAGAUAUGAAACCUAAGAGCUAAAUGGCACCUUAAACCUAGGUUAUGGGCGCCACAAUGGAAUGUCUAGGCACACUUUUUUAUUACAAGAAUACAAAGCUGAAAAUGAAUGAACUGCAGCUAAAAUACUACGUUCCUUUCACACAUGGUCUAGUCCAGGGGUCUGCAACCCGCGGCUCCGGAGCCGCAUGUGGCUCUUUUACACCUUUGCCGCGGCUCCGGGGCGGAUACUAGCGAGGGGAGGAGGCGCAUUGUGCGCCCCGACACUCCCCACUGUGGCGGGCGCUGUACAGGCUGUGACGUCGCAUGGGGGCAGUGUGUGCGUUAGUCACGCACUGUCCCGACGUCACCUUCCCGCGUGCCCGCUACAUUGUAAGGGGCAUGUACGCUGGUCACUGCAUUGAAAGGGGGCAUGUACGCUGGUCACUGUUUUGAAGGGGAGUGAAGAACACACACACACACACACACACAAAAAGGUAACUUGUUAAUUUAACGUUUAUUUCUAUGAGGAGGAGUAAUUCUGAGGGGUCAAACAAAGAAAUAAUAAAAAAGUGACAAAAAUGUUAUUUUUAUAAUGACGAGUUUUGCGGCUCCCAGUUUUUUUUUCCUUCGGAAACGGGUCCAAGUGGCUCUUUUUGUCUUAAAGGUUGCAGACCCCUGGUCUAGUCCUUCCCCUGCCCACCCCCCUAAUAUUCUUAAGAGGGUCUCUUCUCCAUUCUUCAGAGAGUAGCUGGAAGUGGGGAGGCAGAAAAAGGUCCUCCUUUCCUUCCACUCUGCAUACAAGCCCUGGAUUCUCCCUGCACCCCCUUUCCUUCACAUAAAUGUAUCUUUUUGGCACCACAGUUAGCACAUAUUAAAGGCCUAUACAACUGAUGGCAGAGACACCCGCCUUGAGUGUCCAGUUCGCAAACCUAAGUCUUAAGGGUCCUUCAGUGAUUCCACUCCAAAAUUGGUUUUGAUUUUAAGCAUCACUGUGAGAGUCUGAGCUAGAUAACACUUUAACAUGCAUUUCUUAAACCAUCAUAACUAACUGGCUAGUAUAUUUCAAAUUAAAAGCACAGCAUACAUUAAAAGUGCAUUAAACAAGGCAACUGAAACUUAAACAAAACAUGUUUGGUAGAAAAGAAAAGAAAGGUCCCCAAUCCAUGCACGUUUUACUUGGGAGGAAGCCCCAUUGAACUUGGUUGGGAUUUACUUCCAAGUAACAGUGGCAAUUUUAAUCUGAAAUCUUAGGUGCGGUACUGUGCCCAGAGCUCAGAAACUGCUCGCGUUUAUGAAAUUCCCUGUCACAAAACGCGCCCAGAACAAUGGGAGUUUUGAAUACUGCUUGUUUAGUGGCAGUCCACAUUUUUAUAUCUAUGGAAUAGGUUCCCCUGAAGGUGCAGUCAGUGAAGUCCCCAUGCCUCUAGUCCUGCUCUCAGGAGUCGAGAUUUGGUUGUUGUCAAUGUUUUGUGUUCCUUUUCCUCCUUCCGUACCCAGACGUGAGUGUAAAUUAUAAAUGAGUGAUGCAGUGUUGAUUCUGCUCCUCCAGGGUGCCUUUUGGAAUGGUGGCUCAGCUGUUGCAGUGAGCCCAAGAGAGCAACAGCCCAGAGUGUCCUUGGGAAAGCAAGCCAAAUGUGGGGUGCAGUGCCAGAGCAUAAAGCAUUUUUCCGUUUUGCCAGGCCUGUCUGCAUUCUGCACAUCUGCAGGCUCACUGCACAAAAUUCAAGACCUGCUCUAAGGUGCAGAGAUUUGUACGGCUGCAUUUCAGUGGUCAUGAUUUUUAAACGGGUUGAAAAUCUGGCCAAUGGGAAUGUUGUGGGCAUGUUCAGCCUGGUCUCAAUCAGGCACUUUUAAGUCAUAGUCCAAUUAUCCUGUAACUACUUUAAAAAACCAACCUCCCCCCACCCUGAAGUGUUGUGAGAUGCUGUCCUCAGUCAACGUGCAUGUUUCAAGUCUGGGUGAGUCUUUGUGCUCCCUGCUACUUGCUGCAGCUAGGGCUCUCCUCUCUAGUCACUGUCAAGUCAGGAAUACUUCUUGCAAUCAGUGGGGUGCAAACAGAGUGCUGUUUCCUCUGCUAGGAAGAGUGCAAACAAAUGCCCUGUGCCAGUGGCUUCACAUAGGAUGACAAAAAAUGCAAGGAAUCAAACGCACUCAUAUAAAGUACUGUUGAUUUUUGAAAUUCUGUUGAUUGUCUUUGAACUCUUUUCUUUUAGUGUGGUGGGUUCUAAGAAACCCACCCCAAAAAGCUAACUUCUGCCCUUGUGUGAGAUGCAAUUAGCUUGGGAGAUGUUGCAAGCAAGUGCUUUGAUGGGGUGCUCUGGACCCAAAGGUGUGGUUGGCAAGGCCAUCCAGAGAUGGAGCUCUGGAGGUUUCAGUUUUGAGGACAGAUUCGGAAAUAGGAUUGGGGAGGAGAUUGGUAGGUGGAAUGGAUGGGAGCGAAGAUUGUUUUGGCUGCAAGCUCCUUAGGACUAUCUCUCCUUUUCUUUUUACUUCUCUUGCUUUGUAAAUUGGAUGUGUGGAAGCACUUCUCCAUGUUCCAAUCCUAGGAAAACUUGCUUUACAGAGCCUUCUCUGUGGUGGCGCCUCUUGUGGAAUACCAUCCUCUUGCACACGCCAACAUAGUUAUUUUGACAUCAAGUUAACACUUCGAAGAUCCUCUUGCCAGUCAGCAUAGGCGAUGCUGAGCUUGGUGGAACAGUGAUUUGAGUCAGGAUAUGUCAGUUUCCUAGGUUCCAGUAUAAUACAGUCCUCCAUUCAGACCCACGAAGACUAGAAUCUUAGUUUACUUUUGUGGGCCAGUCAUAGCUCAGUGGUAGAGCAUCUGGCAAGUGGUCCAAGGUUCAGUCCCUGGGAUCUCCAAGUAGGUCUGAGAGUGUCCCCUCCUUGAAACCCUGGAAAGCUGCUGCCAAUCCAUGUAGACAGUACUGACUGUACAUGGACCAGUGGUCUGACUCUGUAUAAGGCAGCUUCCUACAAUGCUGAGCUUGGUCUGUUGUUUUAUCUCUGUAUGCUGAUUAUUAAUUUUGUGCGAACUCUGCCCUGGUAUCUGUACUGAUGAAGGACAGGCUGAUAAAUCCUUCAAAUAUAUAAAGUAAAAUAGCCUAGGGAUAGGGAGCCUAUGGCUCUCCCAGUGUUGCUGGACUACAGGUCCUAUCAUCCCUCACCAUUGGCUAUGCUGCCUGGGACUGAUGGGAGCUGCAGUUCAGCAUCAUUUGGAUGGCCACAGCUUCUCCAUCUGUGGUAUAUUAGAAAAUGGGAGCCGCAGCUCAGAUACUUCUGGUUCACAGCUAUGCCUUUGAAUGGCCUGAACCAAAUUUGCAUGCUCUCAGUUUUAUUUCCCUAUGUGUGAUUUGGGGGUGAUUAUGGCAGGGUGAAUGUGAUAAGCAAGGUAAAGUGGGCAGUGUCAUUUCCUUAGGGGAUGUGGCCUCAACUGCAUGUUUAAACAACAACUGGGUGAGGCAUCCCUUGAAUUUCUGAGCAUGCUCUGCUCAUUGGCUUUCCAUAAACCCUGCAAAUAAGAUCCUAGAUCCUCAGUCAGCCUAUAUCUGCCUGAGGGUGUGUUGGAAAUGGCUGUUUUGAGCUGUGAUCCACAAAGAGGUCCAAGCAGUCAGCCUGUACAGCAGCUGUGCUCCCUUCCUCGAACUGAUAGCAUCCUGGAUCUUUUCCCAGCUAGAGUUUUGAGUUUUGGGGUAUCACCCCUGGAUGCUACUUUUCAGCUGCCCAGCUGGUCAUCUCAUUAAAUAUACUGUGGGCAGCUUUGGUUAAUGAGGGAGGUUUUGUAGGGUGAUAGAGGGUAGGGUUGUGUCUACUUUAUGGAUUUUUAAAGUACAAAUUCUGUGCCUAAUAAAUUUUGCAACGCAGUAUAUACAUUGCACAGACUGAGCAAUUCUUCCACAUUCUUGUAGACUAGUAACUUUUGUGGCGUUUUUGAAGGACUGUUGUUUAUAAGAAGGUACUGGGUGACAUUCUGUCUCUCUUUCUCUCAUUCCAGAAUGGGAAUGGAAAGUGGGAAAUGGGGACCUUUGACACUGAAUAGAACUGCUUAAACAUUGCAGAAACCAAACUUUUUUCUUUUCUUUUUUUAAUUUCUUCUCAGCCGGCCUUGGGACAUCCGGAGUCCAAGCCCAACACAAAGUCCAACAUGCUACGAGGCCGCGGCCCAGUUACCUCCGCUGAUGAGCAGCCACACAUUGGGAACUACCGCUUGUUGAAGACGAUUGGGAAGGGCAACUUCGCCAAGGUCAAACUGGCACGGCAUGUCCUGACAGGGAAAGAGGUGAGAGGGGGGAAGCAAGAGCAAUGGGGGUCUUUUGCUUAUGCAGGCAACCUCCAAAGAUGUGAGGGAAUGAGAGUCUAGUUCUCCAACCAACAAUGCUCUUAAAAAGAGAGAUGUGGGGAAAUCAAAUUCUGCAACCAGAAAAGCUGGCUUCUGUGUCCUGUCUCAGUGGUUUAGGUUAAAGCACAAUUUUACUCAGAUCUGAUUAUCAUAGUUCUUAGUGUUGGGCUUGGAGUUUCUAGGCUCAGCUGGGGUGCAGAAGUAGGAGAGGGACAGGCCAAUGAAUACCUGGAGUGAACGGGUAAGAAGUAGAAAGGUUAAGAAGGGAAGUGGGGAGACACACACAAAAUGUGUGUUUGUUGUGACAAACCUCCAUAACCUUGAGGACUAGUAACUUGCUUUACAAAUAAGCCUCUCUUGUAACAGCAACAACAAAAGCCAAGGUUCUCAGGAGAGCUAGUUCUGCACUAGCAGUAAUAAUUAACACUUUUGUGUGCCUUUUUGAGUGUUGAAAGAACUUGCCUUACAUUAUCUCAGUCCACAGAACAAGCCUGUAAGGUAGCACAGUGUUAUUAACUGAAAAAAGAUGGAAUGGUUGAGGCUGAGAGGGGGUGGCCUAUUGAGCCACCUAGUGAGUUUGAUGAGAUUUAAAUGGAUAUAUCUCCCAUCCUUAGCUGCUGUGCUGCAUCAGCACUCACUGCACUCACUUUAUAUAUGUAAAGGGCCCUUUGCUUGUUGAGUCAUGUAUAAAUUGAUUUAUAAUCCUUCCUAUCCACAAGGGCUCUGGGCAGAUGACCUUUAUAAGCACUGCGGCUUGGCCCCCAAGAGCCUCUUGAACGAGCAUAAGGUGCAGUUAGUCAGUGGGGCCAGUUGUCACUGUCUCUGCUCCACCAUUCUUCAACUCUGAAGAGGUCCCCUAACCUUCAGAAGCAGCUGGGUGGGUUGGGGUGGCAUUCGUAGCUGCUGCUGCAGCAGUAAGAGGAGGAGACAGGAAAGCCCAAUAGCACAAGUCAAAAUCUCAUUGUCAUUCUUAGGUUUAAAGCCAGUACAUUGCAUCUUAAAAAAAAAAAAUUCUCUCUCACUGCGUAUGGAUUUUGUUUUGUUUCUAAAACCACAUUUUAGCAGUAAAAACAUACUACUGAAAUAAAAUCUUUAUCUCCGGCCACUGAAGUGCCUGUCCAAAUGAGAACCCCACUCCACUCUGAACCACACCAAAGUCAUUGUACCAAAAUAGCCUGUACUGGUUUUCCUCUUGAGACGUUGGCAUGCUGCAUCUACUGUACCACACUCCCUUCUGUUAGUGAAGCACUUUGAACAUACCACACACCCCAAGCUUUUUCCAGGGCUAGUUCUGAGGAACUAACAUGCAGCCUUGGAAAAAAAAGAGCCAACUUUUCCAUUUGCAAAGUUUUCAGAUGCUCUCUACCUUCUCCUCCUGAGUAUUUCAGCCAGUGUGGGGAGAGUCUGCAGUCCCCCCUUCCCACUGCUCAUCAAGAUGGAAUCUGCUGCCCUGUGGGGCAGACAGUUUUCUGGACUUGGUAAUUUUUCCAAGCAGCUGAACUCAGCUUCCUGGAAGCUUGUAAGCACAUGCUGCAGGCAAUUCUCUGAUGAGGAUCCUUGAGGGAAAUACCUGCUUCCACUGAAGAGAGCAGGAGUGGCUUGGCUGAAGCUGACCUGCCCACCUUGUUUGUUCUUCCUCUACUAAAUCACGUCCUGCACUCUUGUCUGAGGUCCCUGGCGACUCGGUGCCAUACAUAUGGAAGGCUCUGCAUGAGGAAUAGCCAGUUCUUUCCCCUUCUGGCUGAGUUUUCGCACAUAGCAUGCGAUAAGGGCCAUACUGGCACCUUUCCUGCCAGGACAGGCACUCAGUGAUGUAACAGGCAGGAAGGGCAGGCUGCGGGAGGCCUGAUGGGAAAUAAGGAAGAAGCCAAAUGGCUUCAUUAGGCGAAUUGUAGCUUAGACUAAGCACCAGGCCCCAAGCUUUGGAGAGGAGGAAGCCUGAGAUGUUUGGCUGCUCCUGAUUAUUAAGGGAAAGGCCAUAGCUCAGUGAUAGAGCACAUGCUUUUCAUGCAGAAGCUCCCAGAUACAGUACCUGGCAUUGCUAGUAAAUAUUCCUGUCCAAAACCCUGGAACACUAUGGCUUGAUUCUGAGCCAGAUGAAUCAGUGGUCUGACUCCAUAUUCUGCUGCAUGUGUAGACUAGGCCUCAGAUUAAAGAUUGUAUUCAGUGUUUGUUGUAUUCAGAGUAGACCCAUUGAGAUUAAUGGACAUGAUGAACUUAGAUCAAUUAAUUUCCAUUGGCUAUAACCCUAAAGGCUUUCUGUUGGCUUAAGGUCUUAGCGGUGAGUGAAACCACAGAUACUCAACUUUUGGAGCUUCCCAGUUAGAUUCCUGCAGUUCCUGGUGCCAAACAUCCAUCCACCCACCAUUUCUUUAAGGGGGAGUGAGUUGUAGGUGCAUCCGCUUCCUCAUUCCCAUCUUAAAGCAGCUUUUGAGAAAUUCUAGUUGCUGAUCAGAGCUUUCCACAACUGACUGGUCAUGUCUGAUACAGCUCUGAAGUUACACUGGGGCGCCUAGUUUCGUACCUAACAGGGCUCUUUUAACUAGUGACUUCGUCAUGCCUCUCUCUCUUGCCCUAGCGUCAUGGAAUGCUGUUCCUCCUGAAUUUUUUUCCUAGGUGUAGCAUUUGCCAGAAUAUCUCUCUCUCUCUCUCUCUCUCUCUCUCUCUCUCUCUCUCUCUCUAAAAAAACAAAAACCAGGCUUUUAGUCCUCUAUUUAUGGAGGUACUUUAAAAGGCCUGCAGGGCAGUGGUUGCAAAGGGCCUGUCAUUUCUGUAAUUUGCACGACUGUCUGUUACUCCUGUGCAUCCUUCACAUUGCAUCUUCCUGCUUACACCCCCUCCCCCCCCAUCACCACUGCUCUGUUUUGUCACAGGAGCACAGAAUUCUGUUAAAAAUGUGAAAGGUUGUGUUUUGGAGUAAACUAUCCCUAAUCAGCUAGCUUUGCACAUGCAUUUUAAUUGACUUUCAGGGUUUUUAAUUUUUAAUUUUGAUUUAUUUUUUUUGUGGUGCAUGAUUAGGGAUUCCAUGAAGUGGAAUCAGAAGUCUUUUAAAUGCAAGGGGGUGAGCUUGCCAGGGGAAACUGGAGCACUGAUAUUGCUUUGAGUCCCUAUGCUCGUUACAAUCAUUCCCUGCCACUUGACAAGAGCUGCAAUUACCAGCCUUGUUCCGAUCGACUGGAGUUGCAGCUGGCCUGGUUCCAUCUCUUGUUUUGCGGGUUGCUGGCUAUGUUUCUCUUAAUGCUCACUCACACACCAUCCCCAAACCCAACUAAUUGAAAUUACAUAGGAUUGUGGCAUGUUUGACCUAUGAGCACCAUAGGAAGCUGUCUUAUACUGAGUCAGACCGUUGGCCCAUGUAGCUCAGUACUGACUACACUGACUGCGAGCAGGUUCAGACAUUGUUGUCUGCCAGGUCUGCCUGGAGAUGCAGGCAUUUCUGUUUUGUAAAUGUAAGAAUUGCCCUUGCUGGCUGACGCAAGGCCCAUCUAUUUGAACAUCCAGGGCAGGACCCUGGACUUGAGAGACGUCAAGAUGGAAGGAUAUAGCUUAUAUGCUGCCGCCCAGCUUCUAACACCCCAAAACCCCUAGUGGUGACAGCAGCAGGUUCUGGAAAACUGAGCUGCCUUUCUGUACAUGCAAGUCUGUUCCUUGAUAGUGUCUCUAGAUCAGUGACCCGUGAAAAGAUGUUUAGGAGACUGAAAUUCUGCCUUGUGUCUUAAUUGCCCGUCCUUGUAACAGCCCGCCUAGAGAGCAAUAGCUGUGCAGGCAGCCAUUUAGCAAGUGGUGUAAUGGGGAGUGUUUUGAACAUCCACCCACUCAAGACAAUACAUCUCCCAGAGUGUCUUAUUAGCACAGUGUCUGGGGAAACUGCAGCGGAAUGCACCAUGAGCCUUCUCUCUCUCUCUCUCUCUCUCUCUGUGUGUGUGUGUGUGGCUGCUUUAGGCUUGAAACAGUCAUUGCAGAAUGAUUUCCCCUCCUAGAUGGAACUGUCCAUGUAAGGGCCAAUGUGAUGUCAUGGCUGAGGGUGUGAGGACCUUGAUCAAAUGUUGCCUUGGCCACAAACCCCUGAGAUGGCUUUAAGUCAGCCACACUCCUCUGCAUCAUGGGCACAAUUGUGCUAUUGCUGAUGCAAUGUUGCAUGCGAAAGCACUCUUGAACGCUCAGGGAAAAUGCUGUGUAAAUAUGAAGAAGCACUGUGUCCUUGUAGCUACAGGGUUUGGGUUUAAAUCUCCGCCCGCAAAGAAGCUUGCAGCUGACCUUCAGUCUUGGAGAGGGCAUGAGGUAUAAGAAAAGUAAUAAAUAGGAAUAAGUAAUCAAACAAACACUUUACUGAUUCCAUCUCUGAACCAAGCCCAGGUGGUCAUGCAGUGUGCUGACCUGGUCCUGAAGCAGCUACCAACAUUCUGCACUAAGACCCCAAAACUGUGGAAAACAUUUGCAAUCAGGGUUAAUAGCCAGCCUCCUGAAUGAUUAGCCCCACUCUGAUAGCAUUACUGUUACACUUGACCUGUGUCCAGAAAUGAGCUUCCAGAAUGACUUGGGUUCUUAAAAUUCAUUUUUAAAAAGCUAGGGAUGCUUCAAAGAAGCCCCUGUGUUCAGAUACACGGUUACAGCUCACAUACCUGGCAGGGGCAAUGGUGUUGUACCAUUGAGAAUUAGCAAAUGCCCAGGUCACCUGUUAUGCAUCCUUUACAUCAAUUAACAAGACAGACUAACAUGACCUUUCUUUGUGUCCUUCCAUCCAGGUGGCUGUGAAAAUAAUUGAUAAGACGCAGCUGAACUCCUCCAGCUUACAGAAGGUAAGGAGUGUGUGGGUAGUUUUGAUUUUUAUACACUUAACUGAGGAUCUAUGGUCUGAAGCUCAACAUCAAAAAAACGAAGAUCAUGGCCACUGGUCCCAUCACCUCCUGGCAAAUAGAAGGGGAAGAAUUGGAGGCAGUGAGAGAUUUUACUUUCUUGGGCUCCAUGAUCACUGCAGAUGGUGACAGCAGUCACGAAAUUAAAAGACGCCUACUCCUUGGGAGAAAGGCGAUGGCAAACCUAGACAGCAUAUUAAAAAGCAGAGACAUCACCUUGCCAACAAAGGUCCAUAUAGUUAAAGCCAUGGUUUUCCCAGUAGUGAUGUAUGGAAGUGAGAGCUGGACCAUAAAGAAGGCUGAUCGCCAAAGAAUUGAUGCUUUUGAAUUAUGGUCUGGAGGAGACUCUUGAGAGUCCCAUGGACUGCAAGAAGAUCAAACACAUCCAUUCUUAAGGAAAUCAGCCCUGGGUGCUCACUGGAAGGACAGAUCGUGAAGCUGAGGCUCCAAUACUUUGGCCACCUCAUGAGAAGAGAAGACUCCCUGGAAAAGACCCUGAUAUUGGGAAAGAUGGAGGGCACAAGGAGAAGGAGACGACAGAGGACGAGAUGGUUGGACAGUGUUCUUGAAGCGACAAACAUGAGUCUGACCAAGCUGUGGGAGGCAGUGGAAGACAGGGGUGCCUGGCGUGCUCUGUUCCAUGGGGUCACGAAGAGUCGGACACGACUAAACGACUAAACAACAACUGAGGAUCAUUGUAGGAUUGUGUGGCACGCUUUUGCUAUCUCAUUGGGUUUGCUCUUGUGAAACUGCUCACUCUUUGUUCCACAUACUGAGAGAGUAGGGACUUUGUAUUUAUUUGUAAAUGCACGAAAAGAUUUCAUGCUGGUUUGGUGUUUGAUGAAGUCUCUGUCCGUGAUAGGCUGAGGUUUCCAUGAUGUCACAGAAUAGCCGAGCAUUGGAGGCUCUGACUGCCAUUGGCUAUUGGGCAGCUUUGGAAAGGGGUGCUGGAGUAGAAGAAUCCAGGGAGAAAAAGAGGAGAGAUGAGAGGAUACAUGUGAAAAUGUCCAAAGCUUGGAGCUCUGCAUAAACAUCCUGUCUCUGGGGAAUGUCCAGUCCUGAAAUUGGUGAUCUGCUGACAACCGACAACCUAGGAUUCCCUUUCUUUUCUCCCAGCUGUCCAGACCCACUUCGUUCUCUUUUUUUCUUUUUCUUGCCUUCAGCAUGCUUCCUGCAUCCUCUCCCUCUCUCCUUCAUGAUUCUUUGCCCAGGGCAGUGAAGCUCCCACACCCAAGACCAGGCACCCCCUGACAGCAUUGCCCCAUAUAUGCUGGGCUGGAUCCUUAUCACCCCACAUAUUUUCUGGCCCUGCAUUUGGCAUCACAUAUGGUGUCAUGCUUAGGCCAGGUGAGUCUGACUUGACCAAAAGAGCCUGGUGGGCCAUAUAGGGGUGUGUGGUGGGCUUAAUUGGGGGGCAGAGGUUGCACAUCUCCACCCUAUAUCAAAACAUUUAACCCUGUACAGAUGGCAGAGGCUCUGUUUACCUUUUUUCCUCCUCCUCCCUGCAUUGGGGAAAACUGUUCAGCCUGAUAAAAGAUAAGGCCAGAGAGCAAGCAAUUCAGCGCAGACUUAUCUGUCCUCCUCCACCUCCUCUCCCCAUUUCUCUCCAUCUGCACCCUUUGUCAGCCCAGAGAAGCAUCUUAGCUGCUGCUCCCCUACUUGGCUGCCCUUUGAUAUAAUACCCCACCUCUCAUCAGAGUUGGGCUUGUGUCUGGCUGAGACCCGAUAUUAGCCUCGCCGUGUCCCCACAGUGGUGUGCACACAGCCUGCAGACAUUGCACCUGUCAGCAGCAGCAGCAGCCAGUGGCUAAAGUGAUGACCGCAGAGCCAGUUGGACUUUGGGUCCUGUUUGUUUCCGGGCCUGACACAGCCAGCCAGUCCCACUGCGACUCUGCUUGUCAGUGGCAGCAGCAGCUGCUGACGCGGCCUUGUAAACAAAAGGCUGAGCGAGCCAGCUGGGUUUUCUGUUUCUGCAGCAGCUCCCUGGAUCUCAGAGCAGAAGCUUCCCUCUCCAGCCCAGAUUGCCUUCCCACCUGCUGAAGCUUUCAGCACUGCCUUUCAGCUUGCUGGUGGCUGAAGGUGGGGCUUGACCUCUCUUUCCCCGGCAGCAUACCAGCAUGGAAUUGCUUCCCUUGAGCAGUUUGGUUCUGCUUUGGAGGCUUCGUGGUGGUGGCUGGCUUGCCAGGAGAAGCCCGUUCUAUCCACAAGAGGCUGGCCCUCGCAACAGCUAAAAGAGACCACAAAGUCACCAACCCCGUAUGCUGUGACUGCAAUUGAGAGCAAACUUGAAGCAGCAAAAACAUUGCAGGGAGAAUAAACUCCAGGAGGGUCAAAGGUUUUUCUCCCAGCCUUCACCAGUGACCAAAUUUAUGGGCAUUGCAUGCUAAUCCCAGUGCUUGGAAGUGUCCUGCUGAGAAUAGCUCUGGGGUAUUAGUUGAGGCUUUAGGUUUCUAGUGGCAGCUGUAUUGUAAACUUCAGAGCAUGGCCUCCCCAUGUGAAGUGCGGUUAUUCUGAGGAUUUUUGCUUCCUCUCUUCUCCCUACCUCUUAAAAAAAGGUUGUUUAUCCCUACUAGUUCACAGAGUGCACCCAGAGCUAGUGGCUGGGCUGUGGGUCAGUAUAGUUCACUCAGUAUAGUUCACUGCCCCUUAUCCUGACACUUGUGUUGCUAUUAACAAUUGCUUGCAAAAAUUUCUAGACCACCAACAUUAAGAAAAAAUACCAUGGAGGUUCACAUUAUAAAAUCAAUAAUAAGAUUAUAUUCCUGAAACAAUUGUAGACACCACCCCCCCUCUCCAUUUCUUCCCUGCUUUUGUCUUGAUCUCUGUCCCACCCACCACCCAGCCUAGGAUGGGACAAACUAUACCAUAUUUUGUCUGAAAAAGUCAUUUUGUGUAAUAAGACUCAGUAAUGAAAAAUAAAGAGAGAUCAAGUUGCAUAUCUUCUUACUUGUUCCUUUAAAAUAUUUAUAACCUACUCUGCCGUCCAUCGAGAUCUGCAAGGUAACGUGACGGCCCUUUCAAUUUUGCAGGAUUUUGCCUGCUUCUAGGCCCAAACCUCUGGCAUUGCUUUAAGCCAGUGAUGGAAAGGCCUGUGGAGCCCUUCAGAAAUUGCUGGACUCCCAUUCCCCAUCGGCCCCAGGCAGCGUGGUCUGGAAAUGACGGGUGUUGUCAGUCAGCAACAUCUGGAGGGCCACAGGUUCCCCAUCCCUGCUUCAGGUGAAUGGUUUGCUCUCACUCACUCCCUCAGCCAGCACAGGAGAGAGAUGCAUUACUGAAGACUGGAGAUUGCAGCUAGCUUUCUUUCUUUCUUUCUUUCUUUCUUUCUUUCUUUCUUUCUUUCUUUCUAGCAUGCUGCUCUGUUGGUAGCAAGGUAGCCGUCCCCAUGUUGCUUCCCAAAUGUUCCUUCUGCUGUUCCCACCGCAGGCGCCUGGACUGCGUAGGUGUCUCAAGCACAUGGACUCCUCCACGAGAGGAAGGAAUGUUGCUGCAAAGAUAAAUCCCCCCCCUCUCCCUCUCCCUCUCCCUCUCCCUCUCCCUCUCCUUCUCUCUCAGUCAGCUGCAAUGGGUUUUUCUCAAAACCCUUUCCCUGAAAGAAAUCCUUUAUAGCUUUCUUCCUCAGGAUGAUGGAUGGGGACCAGCAUGCUCAAUGUACUUGAGAGAGGAUGGCUGCCCAGGAGGGCAGUUCCUGUUUGCACUGGUGUGGGCUCACUUGAAACAGUUCAGGCCUUCCUGUGGUUAACCUCUCGCUGGUUAGCAACCAUCUUGCAAACAUGCCAGUCAUUCCCCCACAGUGCUGCUCUGCAGACCGGGAGGUGCCUUGAAAGGCAUCAUUGCAACUGCCCAGGUGGGUGGAGGAAGAGUGUGGAGCUGGUGCUUAUGCUGGGCCUUAGGCAAAGUGUUGUUCAAGUUAGACAAAAUCCUGGAGGCUAAGGCUUCUGUCAGUGGCUGCUGGCCACAACGGCUGUGCUCUCUCUCUCUCCACUCUGAGGCAACCAGUUGCUGAGAAUCAUAAGUGGGGAGAGUCAUUGUUGCACUAGGGUCUUGCUUGCAUGUGUUUGGCCGCUUUAAGAACAGAGUGCUGAGAUGGUCCGGCAGGGGUCUUCAUCUGUUCCUCUCCUCAUAAUCCUCUAUCUCAGUGCCACAGGCCCCACCCAAGCGGCCAGAUUUCAGCCAAUCGGGAAAACGUCUCGUAUGUGCAAUGUUCUGUCAACACCUGUCAGCUGCAUCCCUCUCUUGAGCCAAAAGUGCUUUCUGCUUACAUUGGUUGGGCAUCCGGUGCACCUGGCCCAGAAGCCUCCUUGCUGGCAGCCUGGGCAGACAUCUGCCUGUCUAGUAGGCUGCCAGCUUUGCCAUAUCUCCCAGACGCCUCCUCUUCGCCGUCUUGGUUUCAGAAGUAAUUUAUAGAGCUCUUCCCUGGAACGGUCAUUGGGGAUCUCACCAGCUACUUAAUUGCUGUGGACUCAAAGCCGAGGGAACUGAAUCAUUGGAAAUCCAGCAGGGCCAGGCAGGCAGUGUCUAGGGUCUUGCAGAAACUACUCAUGCAGCCAGCGUGCUUGUAGGGUUCCUCCUUCCCCCAACUAUGCUGGUGGUUUUUUUUUUACAUGUGUGUAUAAGCUCUGCAACUCCAUCCAAGAGCACGGAAGCUAAAAUGCAGCCCUCAACGUUUCAGGAUUGAGGUGGAGCUAUACUGGGAGUCAGGGCAGAGCAGGGUGCCGACCCCUCCCCAAGAUUGGGAUGGUUUUUCAUCUUCAGAGCCCAUCGCUAUCUUGUCCUCCCCUCACAUGUCAGAGUCCUCAACAUCUAGGCACACAGGUUAGGAACUGGGGCCGGGGGUGGAAGCCGGCAGCUGGAAUAUCCAUCUGCCUCCAGCUUCUGGACCAAGGCAGGAUCUGAGCUGUGAGCUGGUAGUGGUGUUUUUCUCCAGCAGCAAAGGGAUUUAUUUGCCUGAACAGCUGCUCGUGGGCUUGGGAGGGUGGGGGUCUUCCCUCCUGCAUCAGCCCAAGCAUCUGUUCCUUGCGCUAAGGAGAUGAAGUGUCACAGGAGACCCGCCCUUUAGGGCUGCAGAGCCAACUGCCUGACGUUCACCAACCAGAUCCUGAGCAGAAAACCCUUUUCUCCCCACCCCCUGCCACAUCCUUUUAUAAAUAAAGGAAAUAUUAUAGGGAAGUUACACUCCUUAUUUAUCAUAACUGUGUUGAGUUUGAACCUGGCCCCUUUGAUCUCCUGUCUCAAGCCAAUGCCGGGCAGGGGUGGGGGAGAGCUGUGUGUUCGCCACCCCCACCUAUCCCUCCGGCUCAAUUAUUAGCGGCUUAUUACCCAGGCUCAUUGCAGGCAAUCGGAUUGCCUUUUUUUAAUUAACAGAUUACUGUAACACAUUAUCCUUAAAAAAUGUCUAAUCCAAGGAGAACAAAGAUUGGGGCAAGGUUGUGGGAGGGAGGGCACGUUCUGACCAAGUUUGAGGUUUUGGAGAAUGUGAUAUUUGGCAGAUUUUUAGAGUGUAGAGCGGACCACCAAAGGCCACCCCAUUCAGCCACUUCCUGCAAGGUCGGAGCAUCCGGCCAGUUGCCCCAGAUGUCUUUAAGCCAGGCUUUUCCCAAUCUGGGGCUGAUGCAAGUUGUACUUCACAGCAUCAGGCAGCUGCCAGGUUGGGAAAGACUUAAGCUAAGGGGCAUAGGACUCUUUGUGCCUGUGUAAAUCCACCUGCAUUGAUCCUUCUGUUUCUGCUCUGCUCUUCUGUUUCUGCAGCUCUUCCGGGAAGUGCGAAUAAUGAAGGUUUUGAAUCAUCCUAAUAUAGGUGAGCCCCCUUCCAUUCCCCCUUCCCCUCCCUUUUGCCACUGGAUUUUGAUGUACUUAAACAGUAUAUUCUGACCUGUAAGGCACUUAAUUUCCAAAAGGGUAAUUGAGAGAGAGUCCCUGAGGCUUUCCUACCUCUGUGGCAAUUCUUCUGAAAGCCUUUAAGUGAGUGGCUGUUGCUGCUUCGUCAUGCGGCAGUGAAUUCCACACAUUAAUUACCUCUAAUGUUCAGGAGUGCUUCCUCUUUGUCUGCACUGAACGAACUGCCAGGCCGUUUCAUCACGCAGGAGAGAGGAAGAGCACUUUCUCUCUGAGCCUUUUGUAAUUUUUUGUAGUCUGCCUCCGCCUUCCCCGCCCUUAAAAGUCUUCUGUCCUCUUGUCUUGCAGUUAAAUUAUUUGAAGUAAUAGAGACAGAGAAGACACUGUACCUCGUCAUGGAGUAUGCCAGUGGGGGUGAGUGUUUGAUCUGAAGCCUCUUUGAAAGACACGUUGUGGGGAACCUUAUUCCAAGAGUCUAUGUGGUGUAUUUCAAUAUAUUCGUAGCUUACUUUCCCCAGAUUGUGCUGGACUGCGGCUUCCAUCGUCCUCAUCCAGUUGAACCCGGUGGUCAGGGAUUAUGGGAGUUGUAGGUUAACAUCAUUUGGGGGCCCAGGUUUAAGAACAAUGGCGUAUUUGGUUUCAAUUGUCGGACUGGGGUGACCAAGGUUCAAAUCCUCACUCAGCCAGGAAGCUCAUUGGGUGACCAGUCUCUUUCUCACACACACAUACUCUCUCUGACCUACCUCAUAGGGUUGUCAGGAGAAUAGAAUGGAGGGGCUUCUCCUGAGCUCUUUAAAUAAAGAAUGAGAUAUAUCCCUAGAUCUGUCACAUUCUUCUCCCAGUUCUCCCCUUUCGGCCCAGAGACAGAAGAAGAAUCACAGGGUGGGGUCACAGCUAGCUUCACCUUCUCCCUCAUCACAUAAUUUGGGAGGUGAGACAUGUAUCCUGUGACAUACUAGUUAUAGAAUGGAAGGUGCACUGAGUCAGGUCAGUGACCCAUCUUAGCUCAGGACCAUCUACUUAACUGGCAGCGGCUCACCAGGGGGCUUUUUCCCCAUAGACAGCAAGGUGUGCACUGAUAGUGUUGUAUGCCAUUUAGUACAGUGUUUGAACAGUAAGUACAUGCAGGCACACCUCAUCUUAUUGCAGCUUAUUUCAGGCACAGCUACAGGCAGCUUGGCUGCUUCCAGGAGAAGGAAGCCCCCUGCCGCCGUCGCCCCUCUCCUGGCCAUGGGAGUGGAGCUGGCUAGGGCUGGAGAUGGGUUUUCCCCGUCCCACCACUGCAGUCAGGUGGACCUGGCUUAAUAGACUGCAGUAUAGUGUAGUCAUAAGUUUUGUAUGCCCUGGGAAACAAAAUUGUGUGGCUCACUUUAUUGCGAUAUUUGCUUCAUUGCGGCGGUCUGGAACCAAACCCGCAACAUCUCCGAGGUGUGCCUGUAAAUGUUCUAAAUACCACAUCCUAGAGGGUUUUUUUUGAAAGUGCCUAUCUGUAGGUAAGUUUUAUCUCCCUCCUCUCUUUCUUCCCCCGCCCCCUGGUGACUCUUGACAGAGGCUUUGCUGAGUUUAAGGGUUGCCCUUUUUUUUUAAAGCAGGCUCUGAAUCUCUGGAGGCAAUCUUGCCAGUUUUGUGCAAAUGUCACGCGGUCUGUCGGGAAACACAAAGGCCUUUAGAAAUGCCAUUGCCAUUACUGGUGGGCCCUAGACAAUUGCAGGAGAUGGACGGAACACAUCCUACUCACCAGGCAGGCAGUGCCUGGAGACAGCCAUCCGUGGGGCAUGGCUCUCUUUCAAGAUGAAGCUGUAGUGACUUAUGGAAAGACUCAUUGUAACAUAGGAAGUCGCCUUAUACCAGCCUCGACUAUGUGGGGCUGUCUAGCCCAGUGCAGGGUCCCUGGAAGAGAAAAAGUGUCUCUCCCUUUACCUGAUACUUUGAACCUGGGAUCUACUUCAUGCCAAGCCGGUGAAUGCUGCUUCCUUCUUUGGAACAUAGGCAACUGCCCAAUACCAUGCCAAACUAUUUGUUCAUCCAACACAGUCAACUGUGGGAGGAAUUCAACAUUCCGCAUUUCCAGUCACUCUGUCAGCAUAAGCAUGUCAGCUUGCCAGACAGAACCACCUUCCCUCUCCUCCCCGCUCCCCAUAUGCUGGUCUGGGGUUUCACCUGACCCCCACCCCAAGCCAAUUUCAUGGGUGCAUGGGGGAGGAGAUGGGGGGAAGCCCCAUUGUGCAAACCAUUGCUCAGGGUUUCCACUGGGAGAACUCAUUAGGUGAAUCUUGCUCUCUGACUGACAGUGGUUCUCCAAUUGUCUCGUGCAGAGAAAGGUCCUUCCCCGUCACCUGCUGCCUUCCUAUUUAAUUGGAGAUAAUGAGCGUUGAACCUGCCACUGAGGUCUUGUCCCUUCCUUAGAACACAGCCUUGGCCUGGUAUUUAUCUGUCUAUCCCAGUACUCUGAACAGCAUUUCACUAGGGCGGGCAUCCCCAAACUCUGCCCUCAAGCUGUUUUGGGACUACAGUUCCCAUCAUCCCUGACCACUGGUCCUGUUAGCUAGGAAUGAUGGGAGUUGUAGUCCCAAAACAGCUGGAGGGCUGAGUUUGGGGAUGCCUGCUCUAGGGUCUGUAACAGAGCAGAGGCUUCCCCAUCACUUAUCUGAUCCUUCCAAACCCCCCCCCCCCACAAAAAAGUGACUGGGAUUGAAUCCAGGGUCUUGUUCAUGUCAAGCAAGUGUUCUACUGCUGAGCUAUGGUGAGAGAAGUGGCUGAGACUUCUGAAAAGUACAGCUGGACUGGUGUGCUCUGCUCCUCCAGGCCCAAGUGGAAUCUGCUCCUGAGUUUUGUUAUUCUCGGUGAUGGCAAAAAAUGGGGGUGGGGGGUAGAGGAGGCACAGGAUGGAGGGCAAUGUUCUAAGUCCUUUCCUCUGACAUCCCCCACACACAACCUCAGCACACACACAAGCUCAGCAUCAGACUUUCACCGAAACUCCCAAGUAACAUUAUGCUUCCCUGUUGCGCCCCCUGCAGGUGAGGUGUUCGACUAUUUAGUAGCCCAUGGAAGAAUGAAAGAGAAAGAAGCACGGGCAAAAUUCCGACAGGUUGGUGCUGUACCCUUCUUGAACUGCGGGAAGCAAACAGUGUUUAUAGGGCCCCAGCAGCUGCCCAGUAAAUAUGAAAGUGGGGCUUGAUGCUUUCUGUGGUGAAGAUCCAUGUAAUUCCAUCCCCCGCCCCCCAGCAGUUCUAUUAUUCACACACAGCCCACAGGCAUAUGGGGAUACAUUGCAGAAAAUCGAUUCCCACACUUCUGGGGACUGUGAUUAAAGGGCACUGCAUCUGGAUUGCGUCUGUCAUGAAGCAACACAAACCUCCCCCCUGACCUCUCUGUCCUCUUGUCUUCCAGAUAGUUUCUGCUGUGCAGUACUGUCACCAAAAAUUCAUUGUACAUAGAGACUUGAAGGUGAGUAUAAAUGCUGAAAAUGCUUCUGGGGCAAGAGUUUGUAAAGCUCUUUGUUUACCCUGUGCAAAUGCUGGAUUUCCCAUUGGAGGUAAAACGUGGUGUUGUUGGCCCAUUGGCUUCCCCAGCCUGACUUGCCUUUCGCCUCCCUUUGCAGGCAGAGAACCUGCUCUUAGAUGCCGACAUGAACAUUAAAAUUGCAGACUUCGGUUUCAGCAACGAGUUCACGUUUGGCAACAAGCUUGACACCUUCUGCGGGAGCCCCCCGUAUGCUGCCCCUGAGCUUUUCCAGGGCAAGAAGUACGACGGCCCCGAGGUGGACGUCUGGAGCCUAGGGGUUAUCCUUUACACACUGGUCAGCGGCUCCCUGCCCUUUGAUGGGCAGAACCUCAAGGUAAGGGAGUUGUGGAGGGCGAGGAGAAUGGUUUACAGCCUCAAGAGGUUGGCAGCAUAAUUGCAACUUGAGGCUGGCUAUCCCAGUAUUGAGGGAACAACCUCUGUGGAUUCCCAGUUGUGCCAGUCAGACUGAGCUGUGGAAGAAGUUGCCUCGGCAAUGGACCAGGGCCACCCAAAGGCUUCAGGGCCUUCCAGUAUCUUCACUCCCUUCUGUGCAUGUGUGUUAGGAUCAGGGCAUCUUCCCUUAGAACAGGUAUAGGAAGCCUUUUGCUCUCCAGAUGUUGCUGAGCUAUCUCUCUUGGUCACUGGCCAUGCUUGCUGUAACCAAUGCAAAUUGUUGUUCUGCAACAUCUGGAGGGUCAAAGGCUCCCCUGCACCUGCAAUUGAGUUACGUGCGGAAUUGCUGCUCAUUCCCUCCCCUUUCCCUCUGCAGGAGCUGCGAGAACGGGUCUUGAGGGGGAAGUACCGGAUCCCCUUCUACAUGUCCACGGACUGUGAGAACCUGCUGAAAAAAUUCCUCAUCCUCAACCCUAGCAAGAGAGGCACUUUAGAGGUGAGGAGACAGGACUGGGGACCAGGUGGGCUGGGCAGGAGGGAGGCCGGCAUCCGCUUGUGGAAUCGUACACCACACCACCCAUCAUUUUGGAGUUCCUACUGUCGUGCCAUCUAGUCAUAGGAAGGUGCCUUCUUCCAAAGCGCGGACCAUUGAGCCGUCAAGUUCAGUAUUGUCUCUACAGACUGGCAGAACUUCUCCCAAGGUUUCAGGCUAGGAGUCUUUCCCAGUUCUGUUCAGAGUUGCCAGGGAUGAAACCUGAGACCUAGCUUGUUCUCACUGGUGAAGUGGUAGCAGUUUUCCAUACAGGGCAAGACAGGUCCCUGGGCAGCUUCCGGUGGAUUCUGCUGACUGAGCUAUGGAAGAUGCUGCCUCAGCAAAGGGCCAGAGUCAAUCCCAAGACUUUAGAAGGCUGACACAGCCUUCUAGUGGUUCCCCACUCCGAUUAAAGCUAUCUAGAAUUGGGACACAAUUCUGUGGCCACAUGCUGCUGGGCAGCUGCUGAGCAAGAGAUGUUACAAGGGACUCAUCCCUAGAGUUUGAAGGUGAUGGGAGAGCCAGGAUGGUGCUGUAGUGGGCUGCUGAGGGGUCCCUCCCCCAAGUGGGUUGAUUUGUGAGCUAUCUGAAUUAGUCCUGCUGGGGCAACACUGGGGUUUGGAUGCCAGGGACAUGAGAGGACUUACUGAAUGCAAAAUAUGUGCUGUCAUUGCCUUAAAUCAGUAGUUUUGGCUAGACCCCCCUCAGUUUGGAACCCAUUCCCUCCUGCCCUGCCUCCCCACCCCACCCCAAAAAAUAAAAUAAAAAAUCUGAGAAGUAUGUGAAGACUUCCUUCUUUGGAUGCCUUUAAGAGAUUCUCUCCCUUUCUCUCUCUGAUGAGAUCCUUUCCCAAAUACUUCUGCUUCAUUCACCCGUUAAUGCUUUUCAGUUUGCGCUCUUGGAAACAAAGAUAACAAAACCACUUUCGGUGUAUACAGAAAACGUAAUGUGUGAAUGUACCCUUUGACGGUAUUUGGUUAAGCAAGUGUAUUUUGGGCAGUUGCUUAACCAACUCUGAAUCCAGGUUUUGCCCUUGAUUUUUAAGUCUUACAAUUGUGCCAGCGCUGUCUCAGUUUUUAGAAGGUGUAUCCAAGUCCAUGCUGGUAAGAAAGCCCUGUCCUUGCAAGCAGUGCGCGGUCUUGUUUGUUUUUAGUUUUAUUUUCCAAAAGGCGGUUUUCCUUGCCUCCAGUGCUAGCGUGAAGAGGGCCUGGUUCAUUUCCCAGCGGUUGGCUCCUGCCUUUGUCUGGCUGGGCUGCAGUGCCCCCUGCCAUCCGAAACUGCCUUUCUGCGUAGGCAAGUAAUUAAGAAGCCCCGCCAGCCAUUCUCUUGAAUAGGAGAGGGAAGUUCCUUGCUGUCUGGUGCUGGAAUGCCAUGGCCCCUGCUGCUCUCUGCCUGCAAGCAACAAUUUUAACUGUGGGCUUCAGGGAUGCAGAAGGGGAAGUGCAGGGAAGAGUGCAUUAAGGGGGGCAGUUGGGUUUGUGCUCGGGUGUGGGCGGAGACAAGGCAAGACACACACACACGCAUGAAUACACACACACACACACACACACACCCCCCCUCCGUUCUCUGUGAUACACAGAGGGAGGGUGCUGUGUUGAUUUCAUGCCAGAGGCAAGGAGAAGGUCUUGGCAGAUCACUGCAGCAGCAAGCUGGGGUUUCCAGUCAACGGUGCAAAUUGCAUGGUUUUUCUUCCUGGUUUGGUUUGUGCAUAGCAGGUGUGGAGAACAUCUGGCUCCCAAGAUGUUACAGAACUGCAACUCCUACCCAGCCCAAGCAAACCUGGCCAGUGACUGGGGGUGAUGGGAGUUGUAGUUCAGCGACAUAUGGAGAGCCAAAGCUUGCCUACACGUUAUUUAUAGAAUAAAAUAACCUAUUUCAUUCAUUCAUUCAUUAUAAAAAUUUCUGUCCCCACCCCACCCCCAAAUAAGAGUGACUUGCAACAAUAGAGUAUAUGUACAAUGGGCAAUAUUCAUUGUCAGUCAUACUUUGAGUAGACCCAUUGAAAUCAGUGGACUUCAUUAACUCAGUGGGUUUACUCUGAGUCUGACUUAGUUGGGUAUUGCCCAAGAAAAUCCAAAUCUGCACAAUACAUCAGACAACCACCAAAAAAGCCCAGCAUAAUAAAAAAGCCAAAAAUAUCAAAAUCCACAAAGACAGCAAUUCAUAAAGCUCAUCAGAUAAAGUGAAGAAGCAGAGAAAGGAAGAUUGAUAUUAGGCAGACACCUUUGCUGUAUAUAUAUUUAGUUGCCUUCUGAAACCUUUUUUUUAUUUUAGCAAUCCUAACCAGACAUCUAAUUUAGUUACCUAUAUUCAUAAAAGCCUAUCUGAUUUUUAUUUCUAUUUUAAUUAUAAUUAUUUCAUGCUUACAUGUUUUCAUAGAUUUUUUUGGAUUUUAGUUAUUUGCAGUUUUAUUAUGUACACUAGCUGGGAGAGCUUGCUGAUUAUGCCAUGGUCUUUCACGAAUUAAUCAUGGGCUUGGGUGGCGAUAUGGAUUGCAUUACCCAGACUUGCGGAGAGAGGGAGAGGUGGGCCAGCGGGCCAGAUCUCCUCACAGCUGGGAGCUUGCUGUGAACAUUGGGGAGAGAGGUGUCUGCAGAGCCUGCGUUUUGCACAAGUGGUUCCAGUUUUCCAAUAGGAAACUCUUCCAGCUAUGCAACUGGGACCAUCCUCGCCAAAACGUUAAAAAGGAAGAAAACACUCCUCUGCGCUGUUGUCCUUUACCUCACUGCCACCCCCCCACAUACUGAGCCAACGUUUCCCCUUCCCCUCUCCAUAGCAAAUCAUGAAAGACCGCUGGAUGAAUGUGGGUCACGAGGACGAUGAACUGAAGCCUUACGUGGAGCCUCUGCCCGACUACAAGGAUCCCCGGCGGACAGGUGUGUCACUGAGGCGGGGCGGGUGAUUGGGUGGCCCUGCGAUGGUGACUUGCUGCUGUGCAGGAUCUUUCCGGGCAAGCGCUUGGCUAUCGUUUCCCUGCAGGGCGUACCCACAGAUUUCCCUCCCUCCCUCCAUGCAUCUUUUAAACACAGUUUUAUUUAUUUAUUCACCCUUCAAGGCGCUCUGACCGUCUCUCUCCUUUCCCUGUGUGUGCGUGCUCCCUUCCGUUGUCCUGCAGAACUCAUGAUAUCCAUGGGAUAUACCCGGGAGGAAAUCCAGGACUCCUUAGUCAGCCAGAAGUAUAACGAAGUCAUGGCUACAUAUCUGCUGCUAGGAUACAAAAAUUCAGAGGUGAGUUCCUUGUCCGUUUGUGUGCAUGUGUGGCUUCCGUUUGAGGGACUGAGCUGCAAACAUCUGGGUGUUCGCAUGUCUUCGGCGGUAGCACUUCCCCAUUGAAGCUCCAUCAGUGGAAACGCACUGGUGUGAAACUUCCAAGCGCAAAAGCACAAUUCUGAAUCUGUCCCUUUGGGUAUCUGCGGCAGAGGUUGGUGCCCCCUGGGACCGGCAGGGUGGAAGGUAGAGAGGUCAACAGGAGGUGGAGGCGGAGUCAGUGACUGGCGGAGCCGUCAAAUUCUACUUUGCCUACCAUCCUCCUCCUCCCUGCUGAGUCCCGCAAGGACAACAUCGAGACCAAGGAGGAAGAAGUCAGCAGGCAGGGACCCCACCUGGACUGGUUGUAGGUAGGAAGGCAGCCAAGAGCAGGCUGGCUGUGGGCAGGCUGAGGUUGGUGGGUGGUGCCCCAGUCGCCCUGAUAAACCAGCCUCUACUAGACGCCUGCCUUCCCUGUUGAUUGCUUAGAAUCAUAGCAUUGGAAGGGGCCCUGAGAUUCAUCUAAACCAGCCCCCUGCAAUGCAGGAAUCCUGCCCACAGCCAUCCCUGGAUGGGCUCAAACCACCAACCUUCUGGUUAACAGCCAAAAGCCCUGACCCACUGAACCACGAAGAGGCUUGUUGUUGGAGUUUAUGGCACCCUUGUCCGUUGAGGUGUGCAGACUUUCAGUGGCUUUGCAUCUGAAACCUAUAAUGUAGUGCUGUUUGUGGUACCAGUUGAACAGAAUUUAAGAGCAAGCUUAAUACCACUGGAGACCACCUGAAAUUAGAUAUAUUGUCAUGAACACACCUGAUUGGGGGAAACUCUGGCCCUCCAGAGGUUGCAGAAUUACAACUUGCCUCAGCACCAGUGAGCAUGGCCAAUGGCUAGGGCUGACGAGAAUUGUAGUUCAGCAACCUCUGGGGGGCCGGAGAUUCCCCACACCUGAUGCAGAAUGAACUGCACUAUUUCAGUCUGCAGUUGGGUGAUACCUUUUUUCAAAUGCCCCUUAAAUUUUUGCUUGCAGUGAUCUUUGUUGUUUUUUUAAAAUGUAUCACAAAGUGAGCAGGCUGGGUUAGGAUCUUUCUACUAGGGUUUGUUGUUGUUGUUUUUAGCACAGAGGAGCCUCCAAAAUACGUAUCUUUUCCUUGAGUCUGAAGUGGUAAUAAUCUGUUCUGCCACAUCAUUUGUCUGUUGAUCAGGACAGGGGGGUGGGCAGGCUGCAGUUUGGCUAGGGGAGGGGCUGCGCUUUGUAUCUCAGAAUGUUCACAAGCACACCCCAAUUUCUAUUUUCACCCUCCAGCAGCAACUGUUAAGAACUCCUAUUCUCCUCUUCCUCAGCCGAGAGGAGAGAUCAUAUAAAUAAUGUGUGUAUGUUCUUCAUCUCUGAUAUAAAUAAAUGAUUACAUGAAUGGAAUGCCUGGGUCAGAGCUUCACCCACUGAGUGAGCCUCUUCUCCCCCCGCCCUCGUGCUCCUGCCUGAUCUCUUCCAGCUUGACAACGAUAGCAUUACCCUGAAGCCACGGACCCAACCCGAACUUGCCAACAGCACCGCCCCCUCCCCAUCGCACAAGGUACAGCGCAGUGUAUCAGCCAACCCCAAGCAACGCCGCUUAAGCGACCAGGGUGAGUCAUCCCACCACCACAUUUCUUGCUCAGGGGGGGACCACAGUGAGGGUUCCCUGCCAUUACAGUGGAACCUCUGUUUUCAAACGUAAUCGGUUCCGGAAGAACGUUUGAAUUCCGAAAUGUUCGAAAACUCAAAACAGAAGCCUCAAAACGGAAAAAUCAAUACGGAAGCCGCCUCAGAAGUUCAUCUUCUGAGGCACGUUCGAAAACGGAAGCAGCUACUUCUGGGUUUUCGGCGUUCGAGUUCCGAAACGUUCGUCAGCAGAGAUGUUCGAAACCUGACGUUCCACUGUAUUACAAUUAUUACGACUGCUACUUCUACUACUACUGUUACUACUCUGCUCAUCUGACUGGGUCUGCCUCUUCAACAAGGAGGCAUAAUUUUUUUUAUGUGAGAUGGGGAAUGUGCAUCCGUACGGGCUAUUUUGCAACAUUCACCAGGCACUGUGGGGACUAAGAUUCCUAGAUCCAGCAAGGAGAGCUGGAAAACUAAACUGGGAUGUUUGUGUGUGUGUUUUUAAUUACACGGUUAUAUUUUCCCUCCUGCUUUAUGUAGCUCAUGACUGCAGCCAUGUAGGUUAUUUAAAACUCCUGACGGUUUUUAAUCUCCCUCUCCCCGCAUUGGGGUGCAGGGAAUUUUCCAGUUGCUCAUUGACUCCUUAGAAGAGAGAGUCCUUCCUUCCUUCCUUCCUUCCUUCCUUCCUUCCUUCCUUCCUUCCACACUUGUGAAACAGGGUGCUGCCCAGAAAGCACAAGCUUCCCCUUGCUGGGUAUCGCUUCCCCAAACCAGACCUCACCACACUGACUCUUCUUCUCUCUUCUCCCCCCACUCCCUGGCCCUCUCUUCUUCCCACCACAGUACCCACCAUCCCAACAUCCUCCUCGUACUCCAAGAAAACACAGGCAGCCAACGCAGAGAACAAGCGGCCCGAAGAGGAGCGGGAGGCUGGGCGCAACAAGGCCAGCAGCACGGUCAAAGUGCCUGCCAGCCCUCUGCCCAGCCUCGAGAGGAAGAAGAGCACCCCCACACCUUCCACAGUUAGUCCUUUCUUGCUCUGGGGCGGGGGUGAAGGGAACCAGGGCAUGAUUCUGAGAGUUUAGAGGAGGAGUUUGAGGACUGGAAGACCGCAAAAAAGAGGGGGUGCAGAAUUAAAGUUUGGGGAAAGUACAGCAUGUCUGGGCAGAACCAGGAAUGACUCCUGGUCUGAAACCCUGGAGAAUUGUAGAAAAUACUGAGCUAGAUGGACCUCAGUAGGUCAUUCUCAGUAUAAGGCGGCCUCCUGUUUUGGGGGAAGGGCCAAAGCUCAGUGGUAGAACAUAUGUACUGCAUGCAGAAGGUCCCAGGUUCAAUCCCUGGUAUCUCCAGGUAGGCUUGGGAAAGAUCCCCUGCCUCCCUUGCAGCCUCUUGAGAGCUGCUGACAGGGUAGACAAUAUAUUGAGCUAGAUCAUUCUUUUCCAAACUUGGAUCUCCAGCUGCUUUUGGACUACAAUUCCUAUAAUCCCUGACCACUGGUCCUGCUAGGUAGGGAUGACGGGAAUUGUAGUCCAAAAACAGCUAGAGACCCACAUUUGGGAAACACUGAGCUUGAUGGACCCCUACGCGCCUCUCUGUGUAAGGCAGAUUCCUCCAUCCCUAUGUUAUGACUCUGGGAGGCCUGGGUGCUGACUCAGGUAGCCUAGCUCAGGUAGUCUCUGCAGAAGCAGCAGGCUGGAGCCACUUAACUCCCUUUCUCUUUCUCUGAAGUGUGGGCAGUGAAGGGCUCGUGCUCACUCGGUGUCUCUACCCCUCUGCAGAACAGCGUCCUCUCAACCAGCACAAACCGGAGCCGCAACUCCCCCAUGCUGGACCGGGCCAGUUUGGGCCAGAACUCCAUCCAGAACGGCAAAGAUAGGUAAGGACCUGGAGCCCAGGCCAGCUUGGUUAUGUUGCUUUCUAGAUGCUGACAUAAAGAUGCACUAGGAAGAGGGGAGGAACAGAAAACUUCAGUAGUAGAGAGGUGUCCAGCUGUUUUGGGGCAGCUUUGCAGGUGGCUCCACAGGACUGUUUUGUGUAUGGGUCACAGAGCCAGGCUACCUAUGAGGCACUGUGAGGCGACCACCUCAGGCAACAGGGCCCACCAAGGCUGCAGAUCCUGGUGCUGAUAUUCCCCGACCCCUGGUGGGGAGCAGGGCACCAUUUUGAGGUCCAUCUCAGGUGCCAAAAUGUCUUGGGCCAGCCCUGAUGGGUCAUGCAUUUCUUAAUGUGGGGUGUGGAGAGAGAGAGCCAUCCCUGGAAUGUACCAUUAGAGAUUGCAAGAUGGUGGCCGAGGCAUGUGUUUGAAUCCUCAAGGGUAGAAAUUCCUGCACUGAGAAAGCCAACAUAUCAAGAGGCAACAGUCAGCCAAAAGCCUUCUCCUUGGCUUGACAACUUUUUUGUCUGCAGGCACCUUUGUAAUGCAAAGGAGGCAAGUGAUUGCAUCCACCAGCAGUCUGUAAUAGGGGCAAUCCUAAAAUUGGAGAGGUCAUUGUGAGGCCAUCCAGCGCAGUGCUGGAAAUCAACAGCUGACUAUGCAGCCUCAGCUGGAAGGUCAGACCUGCCUUGUCAGUUCUCUGUUCAGCUGGGCAAAGCCACAGUUGCUGCCUGGCUGGACUGCAUGAUUGAAAGCCACCAAACAGACCUGCACACGCGUGCAUGAACCUUUGCCUCUGGUUCCCUUAUUUCCCCUCCCAAGUCACGGAUGGAGAUCCUAUGGCCUCUCAGAUGUUGCCGGACUCCAGCUCCCACCGUCUCUGACCAUUGCCUGUGCUGCCUGGGGCUGAUGGGAGUUGGAGUCCAACAACACCUGGAGGGCCACAGAUUCCCCAUCCCUGCUCUAAUCCUGUGUGGUUUUAAGAAUAUUAGGAAUGCACUGCAUACUUAAAACUGAUUUUAACAGUAGUUCCUGGGACAGAGGAAGCAGUGCUCACGUUUCAAAGAGUUCUCCCCAGCUGUACCAAGCUGUGGUUCCCUGGGUUUCUGUGGGGCAGCCAUUGCAUUUACACAGACUCAGAGGCGGUGGGUCCAAACCUGCCUGGGUUCGGGUGCCUUCUCUGUCAGUGGUCCAUUCUCUUCUCCUCUGCUCCCCAAACACAGUCCUCAAAGAACGGAGCUGCAUCCUGGUUGCAGCAAGGUGGGAUUACGAGCUAGUUUGGAAUACUUCAGAAGUGUUGAAAGAUGAUUUGUAGCAUUGUUCUGCCAAUUGAUUGAGAGAGGGGAGAUGGCUGUGGGUAUUGCUGGGCGGGCGGGCGGGCGGGGCGCUUCUGUUCUUUCCUUCUGUCUGGUUCAGCAGCAGCGGCAGCAGUCUGAGCCACGUGUCCUGGAUCUGGAGCAACAGUGUUCACCCCCCGGCCCGUAGUUCGCCCUGCCAAAUGGAAACUGGUCUUCCUCUCUAGGGUCCCUUCGUCAACCAAGCAAUCUGCUCCCUGCAGAGUUCUCCUUUCUCUGCCCCACCUUCUCCCCAGAGAAUUCUGCAGCAUUGGAGGAGCAUCUCCUCCUAUGAGCUGUCUCGCACCCCACUCCCCCACUGGCAGCCUGAAGUGGUGGAGCUCAAACACAGCUUGAGCCACUUCAGAGAGAACUAGGCAAGUAUUAGACCUUCCCCACAACAUAGCCUUUUUAAAAGAGCCGGAUGCAUCUUGGAACUGUGGACCCUCUGCAGUUAAGGCCAGUCCGGUGCGUGUUGAUCCCACCACCACCCUUGGGUCAGCACACCGCCGGGUCUUAGGCUACUAGCUACUAGCCUGCAGGGUUUAUUUCAUCAGCUUCUGAAGAGGCUGCUAGCCUGUGUUUCCACGCUGGCCGUGGAGGAGAGGAAGCCCCACCCACCCAAGGGGACCGACUGGAAGAAUGGAGGAACCCAUUUUUUUCUGCCAACCAGCUCACUCGCCUGGACGGGAUCCUGGUCGCCUGUCUCUACCAAAAGAGUUGCUAAAUCCACAGCUGGUCUUAAGCUCUCCCCACUUUUCCUACUUCCAAUACGGCUCAGAAGAAGCAGCCCUGCUUGACCUCUUCAUUUCUCAUCCAUUAUGGACACGCACAUAACAUAACAUGCAUAGUUACAUACAAGCAAAACCCGUUUUCUUUUUGCUUGAGAACAUUGGCUCUCUCUUUUUAGGGUCUAACUGCCAUGGUGUCCCGUCCCCCACCCGACCCCAGCACGAUUCCCUCCACAUCCAUUCCCACUCUUGCAUCAAGGUUGUUCCUGACACAUAUACACAUAUACCGGGUUGUAUAUUGUAUAUUUGCUCUUCCUCCCCUUCCUCGGGACAUCCAUGUACCUAGUAGUGGCUGUAUCCAUGGUGAGAAAGGGAUGGGUUGGGGAGGGGGAGAUCCAGGGCCUUCUUCCUUCAGCUGAAAUGAUUAGAAGCAGCUCUGUUUCAUCGAGCAAGGGCAAGCACGUGGAUGUGGUCUGAGCUGCCAAACAGACAGAUUGAUUAUUUGACAGCACGUGCCGUAUCCAAAGCUGAAGGUGGAGGAGCCGCUGCCUUUCCUCCCCCCACCCUACAAUCCUGCAAUGAGGCCCCAGCUGCAGCAUGGCCCUACCGGGGUGAGUCGGGGCCUUUGGAGAAUAAGGGGGCCCUUCCCCCUGUCUUGCACAAAGCAUUAGGGUCAAGCAAGGGAACAGCAUCAGAGACAGACACAUGCAAGGAAAGGAAAGGUUUGCUGCAAGGCCCUUGAGUGGCCCCUCCUGCCUGGGAGGAAAAUGACUGUCAGAGAGACAGCCGGGUGGGAGACAAGAGCCCCUGGUGCCUCCUCUGGCUGGGCUUCCAUUUUGCUUUUUUGUUUUAGCCUGUUUUGUUAUAAAAGGGUUCUUUUUAAUAAACGUGCAUUGGUUCCGUUUUGCAAAUGCCCUAAAUCGCUUUAAGGACUCCAGUCAAAAAGCGGGAUAUAAAUCCAGUCAUUCGACAAACGUGGCUGUUGAUGAAAGAAUGCAGAUCAGUUAGCGAGAGGAGUUCUGCGUUUCCAUGCCCGUUGGGUGGGAAUAAGGGGGAAUAAUCAGUGCAUUGCUACUUUGGCAGUCUGUUCAGAGCCCACCCACCCCCAUCUUGUGCACAGUCCCAAGUACCUUUCCUUGUAACAUGACUUUUUUUUUACUAUUCCUGGGGGCUUGGGAAUAAAUCCACCCGAGACUCAUAGAACGAGGAACUCUCCUUGAAACGGUGCAAACGAGAUGUUGGGCGCAGUGGGUAGGGUGGCACCUCCCUGCUAGACUGGGAGUCUGUUUGGGUCAGCUACGGAUACAGCCAGCCGCCUUCCCUGAUUUUUCCCUCCACCCUCCACCCCAUCCCUCCUUUUUUAAACAUCUGCUUCUCCCCUGCUUGUGUUUUCUUUCCUCCCCUCACCCCCCUAGCCUAACCACUCCAGGCUCCAGGGCUUCUACCGCUUCAGCUUCCGCCGCCGUGAGCUCUGCGCGCCCGCGACAGCACCAGAAAUCCAUGUCUGCCUCGGUGCACCCCUCCAAGCCCGCGCUGCCCCCCUCCGACAAUAACUGUGAGGCGCAGCGACCCAGGCAAGUGGGCAGCUCUGCAUGCCUUGUGUCCUCCGUCCCCUGCCCACCCCUAGGGCUCUCCAACAUUUUUGUGUCUUCCGCCUGCUCCGCACCCUGGAGCCAUGUCUCUCUUUUUGCCCUUCCCCAGUGCGCUCGCUCAGGGCCUGGAGGUAAGUAGAGGGGGACAGCCAAAUGUUUUGGGGUUGGAAGGAUUGUGGUGCCUUGGAGGGCAACUUGGUGCCCUGCAGCUGUUUUUUGGACAAGCUGGCUUGUAGGAUGUGACAGGAAUAUUCUCCCGCCACCACCACAAAACCAAGGAGGCACAGCACUAAUGCAGGGGGAACAGGGCUGCCUGGUAGAAAGUAGAACAGGCAUCCUUUCCAACUUCAGGUAAUGGCAGGUUGGAUGGCUUGAAAGGAGUCUGAGAACGAGAUCAGAAGCCUCCAGUUAGUUGCCUGUCCUCUCCAGGCAGAAAAAGGACAAUUGGAGCCUUCUGAACCCUUCCCCUUCUUUUUUUAUUCAGCUCUGUUUGUCUCUACUUCACCAGCUGGGGUUCAGGCAAGCGGCUCUUUAACCUCAUCUCCAGGGUCAACAGCAACAGCAGAAGCUAUUAGCAAGUAUCCUCUCCUGGAGACUCAUUCCUGUCAGCUUGUUAUUGUUGUGCCCCUCCUGCCAGUGCAAAAGGCUAGUCUUCACACUGAGGACUAGGGGCUUUGGAAAUCUUUUCCCUUUAUCCAAGCUGGUGCAGGAGUGAGCAGCGGAAGGAGCUGAGAUUUGAAGCGGCCAGAAAUGGCAAAGGGGGCGGGGCUUCUGCACCUUUCACAAUUGUGUAGAAGAGGGGAUUUCAGCAGGUGAGGUUUAAUUAAAGGUGUAGGGGCCCCAUCCUCCUCCCCCCCACCUGGUGCCCUUACUUGAAAUUGCAGGCCCUUCAGCCCGUGCUCAGUUCAAAAUAUGGGUUGUUCAUUCAUUUAUUUUUAAGCGUUGGCUGCCAACGAGGUAUUUGCUGUUGGGUUUAAGCAACCACAGCCUUCUGCAGUCUUAAACUAGGCUGCAAACCCAUUUUAACAGGCUCACCAUUUUUCAAGAACUCCUGCGAUUUCAGGAGCACCUCUUCAUAUAAUCUCAGCUGUGCGGUUCUUUGUAGAACUCCCCUUGUGUUUCCUCCCACCCCCACAAGCAGAACACCACCUCCCAGAAUCCUCUGGGGCGCAAAGGCCAUAACCCUUGAAAGUGGCUUGCCCCAAAGACUUUUCCUGUUCAGCCCAGGCAGAGGAGUGUUCCUGGAUGGCGAGCAAGUGGGGUCGCUGACUGUCGUCUUCUCUGCUCUUCCCCCUCCCCUCCCCAUAGCACUGCACCCCAGAGGGUCCCCGUCGCCUCUCCCUCGGCCCACAACAUCAGCAGUGCCCUCCCGGAGCGCACCAACUUCCCGCGGGGCGUCUCCAGCCGCAGCACUUUCCAUGCCGGGCAGCUCCGGCAGGUCCGGGACCAGCAGAACCUCCCCUACGGCCUCACGCCCGCGUCGCCCUCCGGGAACAGCCAAGGCAGGAGGGGGGCCUCAGGGAGCAUCUUCAGCAAGUUCACCUCCAAGUUCGUGCGCAGGUGAGCAGGGAAGUGGGCAGGGGUGGGAGGAAGAGGAGCCGUCCUCCUUUUUUAGCCCUUUCCAAAUCCGUAGCUGGUAUUCUCUGCCGAUUGGAAACAACUCCAGGAUUGCUUGAGACACGUGCUUUGGGGGUUCAGUUUGGGGGUGAGAGUUGAAUGCAAGCCAUCCUCCCCCGCUCCCCCAGGGCGCAGCAUGAAGGCUCACUACCUUGUGUGUGUGUGUAUAUAUGUGUGUUGUGCACAGCCAGGCCCACCCUCAUAAGUACCCCUCUUCCCCACCCCACACCAAGGAUGUCCUUGUGACCCCAGCCGCCUCCUCUUCGUCUUGCAUCUCUCCUCCCUGCCCCCACCGUAUUGCUGCACAGAACCAGCGCAGGGGCAGGAGUGUCAGCUGCCUUCCUUGGCCGGAUCCUUUCCAAACUGUGCUUGGAAGGGGUUGGAGAGGACUAGCCUCCUAAUUAAGCUUGGGGCAGCCCUUUUUUUCCUGUAGCAUUCAACCAAGAGGGGUGUGGGUGUGUUUGCAUGUGUUUAUAUGUGUGCAUGUAGGGGUGGAGAACCCCUUUCCUGCCUUUCAGCUCCCUCCUGGUAUUGGAGCAGUGAGCAGCAGAGAAGAGGCCCCUCUCAAAGGACGUCUACAGACAAAUGGGCUCAGGCACAAGGGAGUGCACCUGGACCAGGGAUGAUUGGGGAGAACCAUGGCUCAUUUAGACAGUGGCUGCAUUGCAUGCAGAAGGUCUCAGGUUUGAUCCCCAGUUUCCAGUAGGUCUGGGAGUUGUCCCCUGUUGGAAACCUGAAGAGGCACUUCCGGCCAGCAGAGACAAGGUUUGGGGGAGCCUUUGACCUUUCAGGUGUUGCUGAACUUCAGCUCCCAUCGUCCUUUGCUCAUUAGCCAUUCUUCUUGGGGCUGCUGGGAGUUGUAGUUCAGCAACAUGGGGGGGGGGCAAAGGCUCCUCACACCUGUUGUAGGUGAUACAGCGCUAGGUGGAUCAAUAGCCUGACUUGCUCCAUGGCAACUUCCUGUGCUUCCCUGACGUGUUAAGACCAAUCAGGAGGUGCCACAUUGGAGAGAGGCAUUCUGGGAAUGGAGAUCAGAAGAGCGGGCUGAAGGUCACCUUCCUCCUGGCAACUGCAGAGCUCAAGGCCAUGGAGGAACCACCUUGCGCUCUCCCCAAGAGCAUGCGCAUGCUGCCUUAUGCGCUCCUCCCCGGGAAUUCCCAUUUCUGCUUGCAGCUCAGAAAAAGAGACCAGCAGAGUCUCAGCUGAGCCGCAGAGCAAGCCAGGCCUGCCUCCCACACCCUCCGAUGGCACUCCAGACACUGCUUCUGUUGUGGUUCCUGCAGUGACCUAGGGUGCUGCGAAGGCCGCAAAGCUGAGGGUGGGUGGGGGCCGCCUCACCUGCAGCCCAGCCAUCCCAGGGGUGGGGGGUGGACAAGGAUUUAGCAGAGCAGCCCAGGGGGUGAGGGUGGCAACCAAGCUCAUUUCCAGGGUUCUCCGAUGCUUCUCCAUCCCCUUCCAAGCGACAGGAUGGAGGAGAUGCCUUCUGGACCCUGUCAGUACCAGCUGCCUUCUCUGGUGAGGAUCCAGCCAGGGAGGUUUGCAGCUAGGGUCUGCUCGAACCCGUCCCUCAAGGCAGCUUUUUUGUGGUGUGUGUAUAUGUGUGUGUGAAUAUGUCUCAAAAUGGCUUCUCUCUUUCCCGUACAGCCCUGAGAGGGGAUGGGCUGUGAGAUGGGGCACAGUUUCCUGGCAAAGCCUUUUGUCUCAAUUGGCGGGAGGGGGUGUUUUAUGGUGCAUGACGGGGGAGCCAUUCUGUACAGCCCAGUGCCUCCUGCCCCCAACCCCUUUCCCUCUUUGCUGUAAGUGUUUAACCUGCCCCUCCAUAGCACCCCCAGCUUCUGUUCCCAGCUUUGUGGGGAGAGUUAGGCUGUGGCAGGACUGGGGACGAGGGGGGCAGCCAAGUGCCUCUGGGGUCCUGGCCUCCCUCCCUCCCCCUCUGUAAAGUUCCAGCACCAAUGGGAGGGGGGCAGUGGGAGCCCCAGCUCAGCCCUCCUCCCUCUGGCCUGUCUCUGUUUGAAGCAAGGAGGCUCUUCAGAUUCCCAAGUUUGCAGGGAGGAGGGAGCUAAGGUCGAGGAGGGUUGUGAGGCGGCGGGGUUGUGGGGGCCUUGCUGUGACACCCACCGCCAAUUACUAUUUUAGGGAGGGAGGUUGGGGCGCCCCGGCCUGCUCCCGCGCGGCUGGCACUCCUGUCACUCGGUCAUUUGCGCACUCGCUCACCCACCCACCCACCGUUUCCCCUCCUUUUUUUUCCUUUUAGAAAUCUGUCUUUCAGGUUUGCCAGAAGGUAGGCGUUCAUCACUCUGGUUUUGUUCUGUCCUCCUCCUCCUCCUCCUGUGCAGUACUAACCUCCUCCCUGCCGGCUUCUUCCUCUCCUCUCCCCGCCCCCCCCUUCUGUGCCUUCUGGCUGCUAAUGGUGUCUGUGUGCGCGUGUGUCUGUGUGUGUGUGCACAGAGCAUGCUUAAAGGGACGGGGGGGGGCUUGUUAACUCCCUGCCUCUGGGAUGUGGGGUGGAGAAAGACCCCCAUUGGCUGUGGCCUGCCUCUCAGCCGCCUGCAAAUGAGCUGGCCUGGGACUCGGUGGGGAGGAGGGUGGGCAGGGGAAGCCGCAGAGGUUGCUUGCUCACCCGGUGCUGGGCCUCCUCCUCCUCCACUUGGGCAUGCUGUCUCUUUAAAGGUGCCUGCCAUCUUCCUUGGUCCCCCAGGCUGGGCCUCUGAUCUUUAACCGAAACCCUUCUUCCCCCCCCCCCCCCGCCUUUCUCUUUCACACACGCCCACUCCCCCCAACCCAACUAAUCCCCUUUCUCCCUGCAUGGUGGUGGUUAGGAGGCGCUGGGCUGUCACUGUGCCUCUAUUGCUUGCAGCUGCCUUGAGGGUUCAGGGCGGACAUGUGGGGAGAUGGUUGCCUCGGAAUCUUCAUGGCCCCAAAGAGCAGAUAUUAUUAUCCUGUGGCAGGUUUUGAGCACAAUCUGAAAGAUACUAGCAGUUGAUGUGUUGGGGGUUGGCUUCCUUUCUCUCCCCCCCCCCCCCGGUUGCAGUAGGUAGCCUUUUUAUCUUGUUCUUUUUUAGAAAGGGGGAGGUUGCUAAUCCACAUGGGAACAAAAAUGCAGGAAGUGUCAGCAGGUUCCACUUUGAAAGACUGUGGGUUUUUGCUUGUUUCUUGGGACAUCCCAGGGCACAGGGCAGGAUAUGAAUCCUACAUACCUUUUUGGUUCUGGAGUGUUCCAAAAACCCUGGCCUUCCUCAUUCAGUCUACUUCACCUUUUUUAUUGUUUCAAGUUAUGCUGAACAUCUAACAGAUUUCUCUCUUUGUGGGGUCAGGAAGGAACGUUUUCUCCUGGGUAAAAUUGACUAAAAGUGGGGGUUGAGGGGGGCUUUCUCCCCCUCUACUCAUGAACAGCAAGUGCUUUAAAACCUUAGCAUUGUGGAGCUACUUGCCAUAAAAUGGAUGACCAGGGAUGGGGAGGAGAACAGAGGGGUUGUGCUAGAAAUGACCUCGUCCCAGCUCUCUGAUCCCGUGGACCAUAAAAGGCAGCUGCAGCUGCUGUAUUAAAGGCUUGUGGGUGUGGGUGUGAAGGUUUCUCCAUUGUUUGAUUCCCCCCAUCCUCCGCCCCUACCCCACCUCCUGCCUGGUGAUGGUGGAUGAGCAGAGAAGGAAGCACACUGGUGAUCAGGAAGCAAGUUGCUUGCUUGCCCCCUCUCUCAUCUGAGCUGGCAUGAGGGAGCUCCAUUGGCUGUUGCAAGUCACAUGGCUUAAUGAUGGAUGGAUGUGGCUGGAAUAUUUAAGGAUAACAAGGAGUGGGGGGCCUGUGGCACUCCAGGUGUUAAUAGCUGCUUGCUCCCGCCUUCCCCAGCCAGCAUGGCCAGUGGUCAGGCGUGGAGGGACUUGUAGUAGUUCCACAAAAUCUGGAAGGCCAAAGAUUAGACACACACUGCCCCUGGUGUAUAUGGCUCUUUAUCCCCCAGAAAGGGGUACCCAGAAUGGCAAAGCAGUAAAUAUCAGCAAUACCCAAAAACAAAACAAAGAAAGAAAGAAAGAGACAGAGCUUAAAAUGUCUGCUUAAACAGACAUUUUAAAAGGCCAGCAUCACUUGGCCUCAACACAGUUUAAAAGGCCAGCAUCACUUGGCCUCAACGCCAGGAAGAGCUUUGAGGAGUUGCUUUAAAAAAUAAAUCCAGAAGUGGUGCUUUGUAUAACCAAAACCAAAUUAAAAGGGUGCAUGCUACUAAACGUUCGGAGGCUGAAUCCAGUGAAGCAGCAGCUUUGAUAAAAUUGGCUCUCAAUGUCACAAAGCCAUUCUCCCAGGACAGCCCAUUGGGCUGCUUAAAAACCUGAUGGAAACCAAAGUGUUUUUAGUUUGCCAUCUCGAGACUCGUAAGUGGAUUCCGCAAACUGUGAAGCCACCGUGGCAAGGGUUGUGCUCUUCCUUUUCUUUUGCAUGGUGGUGCCAUCAGCACGCUCUCCUCAUUUACUGGUCUCAGUGGGCAGGUGGGUUAUGAUGCAAAUUUCUAUGAAGCGGGUCCAGAGUUGGGCAUAGUGUAUUUUUAGGCUUGGGGAGUGGUGCUCAGAUGAGAGGGGAAGCACCUCCCAAGUCAUUUACUUUAUAUUGUAAUAAUGUCUAGAAUUCCUAGAGCAUGAUUUAAUACUAUUUAGCAUUGAGGGCCACAGGGGAAGGACUGUAGUUCCGUAGUAGAGCAUCUGCCUUGCAUGCAGAAAGUCCCAGGUUCAAUCUCUAGCAACAUCUCCAGGUAGGGUCGGGAGAGACUCCCUGCCUGAAACUCUGAAGAGCUGCUGCCAGUCAGUGUAGACUGUACUGGGCUAGAUGGACCAGUGGUAUGACUCCGUAUAAGGCAGCUUCCUAUAUACUGAUUUUCGAGCGUUAAUGUGUGCAUCCUCUUCGUGGCCCUUGCAGCAACCCUUUAAGGUAGGCUAGUGGUGGUAUUGCAGGUGGAGGCCGAGAGAGAUCAUGGCUCAUUUUGCAAGUUUGUGGCAGAGGUAUGCUUUGAGCUGGUGAUCACAGCGCAGCCUCUUCCCCUGCCACUCCAGCUCCUCUUCUCUUCCCUUGCCUGGCUGUGGCUUCUGCUUGUGCCGAGGGACCAGGGAGAGAGGUGCCGCUGCGCAUCCCACACCUGCAACCAGCCAGCCCAGACGCCCUCCUCCUCACCACCAUGUUGACAAAACGCACUUCCCAGCAUGCCGCGCAGAGUGUUGCAUGCCGGGAGCCUGUGGGCUUGGCAUCAGCCCUCAUGACGCCCUCCCCAGCCCCUUCCGUGCCUUGAGUUGCCCCCCGCCCUGCCACACCUGCCAGAGGUGCACACUCGUCCCCCUGCCCCCUGGGAGAAAAGGAGAGCAGGUCUAGGAGCUGCUGACUGGAGGGUGCCUGAUACCUUGUUCUCCUGCUCUGUUUUUUGAGGAACCUGCAUGAGCCCGAAAGCAAAGACCGUGUGGAGACGCUCAGGUGAGAUGCAGCCAGUGUCACGGGGCCUCCUCCAGCCUUUGGGGGAAGCCUUUGCUCCACUCUGUCUGUUUCUCCAGCAGGGCCAGGCUGCUCCCUGGCACCUCCUCUCCGUCUCCUCCAUGUGCCUGUCUCUCUCUUCUGUUGCUCCCAAACUACUACUUAGCGUCUCUGUGUGUGCGUGUGUGUGUGUGUGUCUCUCUCUCUCCCCUCUCUAGCUCUCGGUUGCCGACCAAGCUUGGCUUCUGGGGGCAGCCGAAGGGGCCGAGUGGGGAGGGCGCCCUUCUCCGCUCACUGUCUCGCUCUCCCCUCUCAGGCCUCACAUGGUGGGCAGCAGCGGCGACAAGGAGCGGGACGAGAACCGGGAGGCCAAGCCGCGCUCGCUGCGCUUCACCUGGAGCAUGAAGACGACGAGCUCCAUGGAGCCCAACGAGAUGAUGAAGGAGAUCCGGAAAGUGCUGGACGCUAACAACUGCCAGUGCGAGCUGCAGGAGAAGUACAUGCUUCUGUGCAUGCACGGAGCGCCGGGCCACGAGGCCUUUGUCCAGUGGGAGAUGGAGGUGUGCAAGCUCCCCCGCCUCUCCCUCAACGGUGUCCGCUUCAAGCGGAUAUCGGGCACCUCCAUGGCCUUCAAGAACAUUGCCUCAAAAAUCGCCAACGAACUGAAGCUUUAA